Molecule: messenger RNA, 47467 nt
Organism: Podarcis lilfordi (Lilford's wall lizard)
Lineage: Eukaryota; Metazoa; Chordata; Lepidosauria; Squamata; Lacertidae
Source: the annotation of a GenBank genome assembly
AUGAGCGAGCUCCGGCAGAGGCCGGGCCGGGAUGCCGACGGGCAGCAGCAGGACUCGGAGGGGAAGGUGAGCGGGCGGCGGCGCGGCGGCAGUGGGUGGGACGCGCUUCUGCAUAGGAUCCCGGCCGCGCACGGGGCCGCUUACUAAGCUUGCACGAGUAGCCUCCGGGGGUGCAGCGCUGACGCGUGUCUCGUGGGGAGGGGAGAGCUACCUCCUCGCGGAGGGGGCGCUGCUCCUGCUUCCUAUUGUUGCAAUGCUGAGGAGUUGUUUUGUAACGAGGAGGGCCGGGGGUCCUUCCUUCCUGCCCGCUUCUCCCCUCGGGAAUGCUUAUAAAUAAGUUUAAAAAUAACGUGCGUAGGAUAUAACGGAUGCUUUAGCCUUCAUCGUGCUUCCGAGAUCGGUGUCCCCGGGGGUGGGGGAGGGCCGUGCAAACAGGCGUGCCUUCGGUUUGUUGGAGCUGCUGUGCAAUGUGACAAACGCCAAGCCCCUUGGAAGCUGCUGCUCUCGCCAAACUUGUGUCAAGGCCUCGAAGAAAACUUGAUUAUAUAUAUAUAUAUGUGCAUGCAAAAAGGAUCUGAAUUUUUCCUUGUUUCCACUACCCCAGGAGCUUCUCUGUUUACAGUUCAUGAGGGCUAGAAACAUGGAGAGCUCAAAUGCACGUUGUUCCAUUUUGAGGUGAAGUUUUCAUGCCACAUGCCAUGAACCAAUGCGACAUAUUGGGAAAUUUAAAUGUCUGAGCAGCGUGUGGUCAUCUGUGUGUUUUGCUCAAAAUUUGCUGUGCUUUCAGUUCCCAUUUCUAACCUGUUCAUGGUUUAAAUGGUUUUAGAGGGCAAGGUGUUUGAGGGCAAGGUGGUAUAUAAACACAAUAUAUACAUGCACAAUAUAUAUAUAGUGUUUAUGUACCACCUUCUUGCUUCCAAGAAGCUCAAGGCGGAGUGCGUCGUUGGCCUCAUCACAACAACCCUGUGAAGUAGGUCAGGAUGAGAGCCAGCUACUGGCUCAAGGUCACCCAGUGAGCUUCAUGGUUGAGUGGGGAUUUGAACCCAUGGUCCCAGGGCCUAGUCCAGCACUCUUAAGCACUACUGGUUUUAUAUUGAGUCAGACUUCCAGCACAUUAUCAUCUACACCGCCAAUUCUCAAACUCCACAGUUUCAGAAACCACUCACUGAACAUUUUUUUCCCUUCACUGCUGGCAUCAUGGCCUAAAAGUGCCAUUUUAGGAGAGUCACAGACUCUAGAGCUGGUUGCUAGGAAGAGCCCCUUUUAAAUGGUCGGCCUUUGGCAGUGGCGGGAAAACAUCACCAGCGGCAUACUAUGAAAAUUAUGGCCCCUAACUGGGAGAUUGUUAGCGUAUUUAGUAAACUGGUCUGGUGAAGAUGGCUUUUAUGUCAGUCGUCAGGAAAACACAUCAACUGUAGGGCCAACUAGAGAUGUUCCUGACAAACCCACAACUUUUUCGUGGCCUAAAUGGAAAUCCUAGGCCUGUUUAAGAAUCCUGUUUAUGAACACCUCAGCUUUCUAAAGAGGGGUUACCACCCCUCCACUAGGUCACAGCUUGACUUGUGGUGUAAGAAGUGAGUCCAAGGGCUAAAGGUCUGGUCUGAAACGUGUGACUCCAAGGACUGGCCUUGCUCUUCUAGGGGCUCUUCUAGGAGAGGCUUGCCUGGAGAUGCUGGUGGCUCUAGUGUACAGUGGUACCUCGGUUUAAGAAUGAUUUGGUUUACAAACUCCACAAAACCAGAAGUAGUGUCCCGGUUUGCGAACUUUACCUCGGUCUAAGAACAGAAUCGUAACGGUGGAAGGGCACUGGUGGCGGGAGGCCUCAUUAGGGAAAACACACCUCGGUUUAAGAACGGUUUUGGUUUAAGAACGGACUUCCGGAACAGAUUCAGUUGGGACUCUUGCAUUUUUUUUACCACUGAGGCUGCAUACCUUUAAAGCGCGCGCACACACACACACACACACACACACACACACACACUGCAGCUGCAAGGAAUUCUGGCCACUGUAGUUUGCUAAGGGUUGCUGGGAGUAGUAGCUCUGCUCACAAUUCUCUGAGGGAAAGAAUGUGAUGUAAAAGUUAUCGUGUGAUUGCAGCCUGAGCCAGAGGCCUCCCUUCCCUGCAGUCCUAUGAAGAGUAAUCUACAUUGAUUGCUGUGAUUUAUUCAGAGUAAACAUGCGUAGGACUGGACAUAAUGGGUUGUAUCCAGCGCUAGUCCUACUCAGAAUAGACCUGUUGAAGCUAAUGGAUGUGACUGAGUUUAUGUUCAGUGGUUUUGAGUUGCCUACUCUGAGUAGGACUAGCGUUGGAUACAAGCCUGUGUCUUGAUUCCUCCCCUGGCUGUGGAUGCUCUUUGCUCAAGGCCGGCCUUACCUGCAAGGUUGCAAGUAACCCAACUGCACCAGUGCAGCCAAGAAGUGUGUGAUCCCGAGCAAGCAAUGAGGGACAUAGGUAAAGCAGUGGUAUUAUUUAUGACUAUUUAUUGCCUUUAUAUCCCACCUUUUCCAUCCAAGGUUCUCAAGGUGGCAUAUGUAGUUCUCCCCCAUGUCAUUUAAUCACCACAACAACCCUGUGAGGUAGGUUGGGCUGGGAGGCAGUGACUGGCCCAAGGUCACCCAGGGAGCUUCAUGGCUCAGUGGGGAUUUGAACCCAGGUCUCCCAGAUCCUAGCCUGGUACUCUAACCACUGCACCAUACUGCCAUUCAGCAUCUAAUUAACAAUGCCAUGAUUGGGAGACACACAUGCACCAUUUAACCCACAAAAGGGUGUGCGCUGGGUUAUUGUAAGAAUUACAAGCUGCUGAGUACUAAAUGCUUUGAACUCCCUAAUGCACUGCCUAAGUGCUUAUUAUUCUGCAUUGGGGAUAAACUUGAAAUGGCAGUUCAUGGGGUGCAGGACCUCAAACGUUCCACACAGCUUGCAGGAAGGCCUUGGGUAGCUCAUUCACCACCUUCUGGCUUUUUUUCUCACCUAGUGCUGUUCAGGUGAACAAGAAUGCUGCCUGCCUUGCGCCUCUGGGAAUGAAAGGGAGACCGUGUGAAAUGUUGGUUAACAGUAAAGUUCUGCAAACAUUUUCAGGUCUGAGGUGUGCCUCAUCUUUUCCAAACUCGGCUGUGAAUCUUAGCGAGCAGAAGCCGAACAUCAACUUGCUUAACUAUAAGAAAAGUGUUUCUGGUGCAGUUUAAGGUCUGGUUUGGUGGAAGAGACUCUGCUGCUGCUCUGGUACAGUGUGAUGUCCAGAACACAGAUGUAUGUGAGGCCACAGGUAGACCAACCACAGGAUUCAACCAGGGCUGGUUUGAGGGCAAGCUGUCUGUUUGCACUGGGCUCUCCUCUGUUCAGGGGAGCGAGCUGAGUGCCUGGUGAUCUGAGAGGUGCUGCUUUUGGAAUGAAACUCUGCGUCUCCUCCCUACUGGCCUGCUGGGCAACAGUUGGAAGUUAUAUUCCAGCCUUCAUGCAGCGCAGAGUUAAGAUAUAGAAGUCUCUCCAAUGGGAGGCAGUGAUGGCCACCAACCCAAGAUGGUUUUAAAAGAGGAUUGGACAAAUUCACGAGGAGAGGGCUAUUGGUGACUACUAACCAUGAUCAAAUCCCCGCGACGGGGUGAGCUCCCAUUGCUCAGUCCCUGCUCCUGCCAACCUAGCAGUUCAAAAGCACAUCAAAGUGCAAGUAGAUAAAUAGGUACCACUCUGGCGGGAAGUUAAACGGCGUUUCUGUGCACUGCUCUGGUUUGCCAGAAGCAGCUUAGUCCUGCUGGCCACAUGACCCAGAAGCUGAACGCCCCCUUGGCUAGUAAAGCGAGAUGAGCGCUGCAACCCCAGAGUCCGCCACGACUGGACCUAAUGGUCAGGGGUCCCUUUACCUUUAACCAUGAUCGCUACGGUCUGCCUCCACAGUCAGAGGCAGUAGUGCUUCUGAACAGCAGUUGCUGGAAACCACAGGAGGGAAGAGUUGCUCUUGUACUCAGAACCUGUUUUUGGGUUUCCCAUUGAGGUAUCUGAUUGGCCACUGUGAGAAUAGGAUGCUGGCCUGGACGGGUCGUUGUCCUGAUCCAACUUCCUUGGCAUAUCAGUGGAUACAGAAAGAAUCCAUUGAAAGUGGAAAAUCUGAAAUCUGUGGUAGCUCAGGACGGAAUAGCAAAAACAAGCUAAGCAAACGCAUGGCUUAUGCAUUGUUAGUUUUAAGUUAUUUUGGGGAAAGCUAUGCCCUAUAAAGGCCAGCUUUUUCUAACAGGAGGUCAGAUGCUACGUUACUCAAAGUUCGCAGCAGUCCAUCUUGAAUAAAAUCAACUGCCUGUAGCUGGCAAGCUAAAUAUUUUCCUCUUCUCUCUCUCUCUUUAAAAAAGCAUAGCAGUUUGUCCACAAACAUACUGCAGGUUACUAAAGCCCAAGUAGGUGGAGGAUCUGCACCAGACAUCCUUCCAGUUAAGUCAAUCUCAGUAGCAGUAAAUUUUUGCCAAAGCAUUAUAACUUAAAUCAUAGGGCAUCAGUAAAGCGGUUGUUUUAAUUCCAUCAGUUGUGAAACUGCUUUUUAAUAAGAAUAAAAAACAGACCUCUGGGUUGUAUCCAAAUGAAUUACUGUAUACUCGGAGCAGACCCACUGAAUUUAGCUGUGUCUGUUAACUUAAAUGAGCUUACUCUGAGUAGGACUUGCAUUGACCACCCCCCUUCUCUCUCUCUCUCUCUCUCUCUCUCUCUCUCUCUUUCCUUUAAAGAAUAGCAAUGAUGAGCUCGAAGUCAGCAAACGUUGAGUCAUCAUUUAACUUUGCACAAGCUGCCAAGUGCCAAAGCUGGUCUUAGCAAUGCCAUCACGAGAAGAUGUCACAGUAACAUUGUUAAUUGCCAGACUGUGUGAUUUUAUAAGCUGCAUAUGUGCACCUAAAUUGGGAAACAAAACCCCUCUGCGCUUGCUAGAACUUAUGCCCAAGUAAACAUGUGUAGGGCAGAAGCAUAAAGGGAUUUGAGUAUCAUUUUCUGCAAUUCCUGGCAUGUCUUGGAGCCAGAGAUUGUGAAGUAGCCAGCCCCACAUGACCCACAGGCUCAGACCCCCAACUUCACAGGCAAUUAAUUCACUGGUUCCAACUGGGGCAGGGGGAGGACUAACAUAAGACUGGUCUUAAAAGACCUACAUUGGCUCCCAGUAUGUUUCCGAGCACAAUUCAAAGUGUUGGUGCUGACUUUUAAAGCCCUGUUUAGGGAAGGCAGCCCUGUUUAGGAAAGCUUUUAAUGUUUGAUGCAUUAGGGAAUUUUAAUAUUUUGUCGGAAGCCGCCCAGAGUGGCUGGGGAAGCCCUGCCAGAUGGGUGGGAUAUAAAUAAAUUGUUGUUAUUGUUAUUAUUAUUGUUAUUAUUAUUACUAAUCAUCCUCUCUUGGCAUCCACCUGCCUUGAGGGACAACAGAGUCUUGGGCACGCUGCUUGCUCAGGGUUUAACAAAUCUUGUUUUGCUCUAAGAUUGGCUUACUCGGGUUCUGCCAUUCUAAUCUGCUUUGCGGCCAACUAAAAUUAGCCAGGUUUAAACUGAAAUAAGGAUGACAACUUGCGAAAAGAAGUGUCCAUGCGGUGAGCUUUUGUGCCUCUGUUUAUGGGCUGGUGUGCACAAGAUGUUUGGGGUCGGAUGGGGCACUUCAGAGGCAAUAUAUGGAGUGCUCUGCGGCCGUUCACAUUCGCUCCAAAAGGGUUCAAACCAGCACAGUGCCUUAAGGAUUGUGCAAAUUGCCCUCUCAAAACCACAGGCUUUAUGAAGCAUUAUGAGCAGGGCUUGGGGCAAAAGUGUGGGUUCCACCAAGCCCUGUUGAGGCUUUGAGAUGCCCCACUGACUACCUCCUUCCAAGGAGCCUGUACUCCGGCUGGUGUGAGUGGCAAGAAGGGCAGCUCCAGUAAUUGCAGGAGCUUAUCUUCUUGGGUACAGAUUAGAAUAGCUUGUCCUGUUCUUCCUGAAAGACGCACUCUGCGGAGGCAGCUGAGAGCAGAAUCAGCCCAGGUGGCUACAAGAUUGGCCAUUAGUCUAGGCUGCAAAUCCUAAGAUUUUGGAAUAUGCAAGGUGGUUGGUUUCAAGGCCCGGAAGGCUGUUUCCCGCAACAAAGACCUCUUGAGCUUGCACUUCUUCCCUGUGGGGCAUCAGAAAACGUCUCCAUCCAUUGGUGGAGUGCUUGCACCCCAUUAACAUCUCCCCCUUUGGAAAUUUGUUGGCUCUGCUUCACGCUGGUGUCUCCUUGGCCUUGCAGCUGGGUAAAGGCAAACAGGACAUUGCAUACACACCCCAGACAGGCUUUGGAGUCUCCCCGUGGAAAUGGCACAGAGUAGAUUUCUCCAGGGGAACAGCAGCUCAGCAGACUUGGGCUUCAAGGACCCUGAGGCAGGAGACCCUUUGGGGGUGGGAGCUAUUCCUCUUGCUCCCUUUACAACUCUCUGCACAGAAUCACUGGUGGGGUGGAUCUCUGUAGUAACAGCACCAUCCACAUUCAAGGCACAUCUUCUGGCCACAAGCCCCCCUCCCUCCUUGCCAAACCUUGACAGGGAGCUUAGAAGAGGAGGGGAGGAAGAGACAAGGUUAAUGAGGGCUGCAAACAGAGUUACUUGUCCGGAGACUUAUUUUAAUCUGAGGAUGUAGGGACAGGCUCUCAGCGGGCAUUAAAAUCUCCAUACUUCUUUUUAAGGUUGCUGUAAACCGCUUUGCUCUUUAGACAUGUUCUAUGUAUGUAAUUACAAGGGACGCGGGUGGCGCUGUGGGUUAAACCACAGAGCCUAGGGCUUCCUGAUCGGAAGGUCGGCAGUUCGAAUCCCCGCAAUGGGGUGAGCUCCCGUUGCUCGGUCCCUGCUCCUGCCCACCUAGCAGUUCGAAAGCACGUCAGAGUGCAAGUAGAUAAAUAGGUACCGCUCUCGCGGGAAGGUAAACGGUGUUUCCAUACACUGCUCUGGUUCGUCAUGCUGGCCACAUGACCCGGAAGCUGUACGCCGGCUCCCUCGGCCAGUAAAGUGAAACGAGCCCUGCAACCCCAGAGUCGGCCACAACUGGACCUAAUGGUCAGGGGUCCCUUUACCUUUAUGUAUGUAAUCAACGUGUUAGCUGCUGAUAAAAGGCCUUGUAAGCUGGUCGUUUUCCCUGAUCUCUUCUCUCUUUGCAGCAGUCUGCAUCUGCCCCUCUAGUUCAGACUUUCUGUUUAGCUUCUGCAGUCAGAAUUGGUAAGGAACACGUUUCCUUUUAAGGGCUUGUGCUUUUGCUCCUGAUCUUGUGUUUGUGAAAAUAAAGCCAGGAGCUCGAGUCUUCCUUCCACUGUCCUUAUAGGCUACCAAUGUCGUGAGUUUCUGCACACAAUGAAAGGAUGCGCGUCAGGCGUGGUGCAGCAAAAAUGGAAAUGAUUAUCUGUCUCUGUAUGUCGCCCACCUCCACUUGUUAGACAAGGGGGCAGGCGGUAGUCAGAAAGCAGAUGUGCCAAGCCUGGGCAUCCAUGCGGCACUUGGCUUUUCGUGGUCCUGGCUUGCUUGAAGCAAGCUUUCCAGAAAGGCUCUCUCUCUAUUGGGGAAGGCUGCUUUAGAUGGUGGUGAUUUAUUUAUUUUUUGCUAUAUUUAUCACCUGCUUGUCGUUGAAUAUUUUCAGUGGCAAACAAAGUAAUAAAAAGAAACAGAAAAGCAACAAUUUUUUUUAAAAAAAAACGCGGAAUAAUAUAAGGCAGUCCAAUAAACAAGGAAUUAACCAUUCUGUCGCAAGGCAAACAUACGUGGUGGCGAUGUGCCUGUGUUGCAGUUCAUAAUCAAAGCUUCCAACGUGUCCAGAAUUGAGUAACAGCUUUCAAAGGUCUACAGGAUUGGCUUUUGAGUCGCUAUACCCGUGCCUCUGAUGAGAUAAGCAAGUCACUGGGUUAUCUUUUUUUUUGUUUUCUUUGAGCUGAUGGGAACUGCCGUCGAAAAGGUUUGGUUGACCCGGGCACCCAGGGUGGCAAAGCCUGGCCUGUGGACGUCUCUGAGCUGUUAAAAGGAGUGUGAGAGCUUGCAGUGCAAUAAAAACAAACUGCUGGGAGAAUAAUAAUAAUAAUAAUAAUAAUAAUAAUAAUAAUAAUUUUUUAUUUAUACUCCACCCUCCCCAGCCAAGACCGGGCUCAGGGCUACUAACAACCAAUAAUAAAAACAAGUUGAUUAAAAUACAAUUUAAAAGGUUAAGAUACAACAUUAAAACAUUAGGAUGCAGCCUCUUCACAGGAGGAGAAAGGAAAAAGAAAGAGGGGGAGGGAAUCAAACUGAUUCUAAGCCCAAAGGCUAGGUGGAACAACUCUGUCUUACAGGCCUUGCGGAAAGAAAUCAGAUCCUGCAGGGCCCUGGUCUCAUGAGGCAGAGAGUUCCACCAGGCCGGAGCCAGUGUUGAAAAGGCCCUGGCUCUGGUUGAGGCUAAUCUGACUUCCUUAGGGCCCGGGACCACUAGGGUGUUGCGAUUUAUGGACCUUAAGGUCCUCCAGGGCGCAUACCAGGAGAGGCAAAUCUUCAGUGUAUUCUUCCUUAGUAUAGCAAUGAAAGCAGCCUCAGUAUAUCCAUCUUGAAGCUGCUAGACUCAAGGUGCCCAGCAUGAUACUCUCCAUACUCCUGCCCCGUCCUCCCUGACCAUUGGCCAUGCUGGACGGGAACUGCAGUGUCUGGGGAGCCCCACACUGGCUCUCCCUGUUCUAAAUGGUCCCAUAAAUAUCCCCACCAGUGGCAAGUGUCGAUCCUGGCCCUGCCAAGCCCCCAGCUCCUGGUGGAGUACAGGGUCAGGUUUAAGGGGCUGGUUUUGACCUUUAAAGCCCUAUGCAGCCUAGGACCCACGUAUCUACGGGACCGCCUCUCCUGGUAUGCCCCGCGAAGGACCUUAAGGUCCACAAAUGACAACAUUUUGGAGGUCCCAAGUCGCAAGGUGGUUAGGUUGGUCUCAACUAGGGCCAGGGCCUUUUCAGUACUGGCCCCGACUUGGUGGAACGCUCUGUCACAAGAGACCAGGGCCCUGCAGGACUUGACAUCUUUCCGCGAGGCCUGCAAGACAGAGCUGUUCCGCCUGGCCUUUGGUUUGGACUCAGUCUGACCCUUAUGUUUCCCUCCCCUUAUGGUUUUGACUUUUAAAAUGAGGCCUCAUUUUAACCUGUAUUUUAAAUUGUUUUUAUUCUUUUUUUCUUAUUAUGUUUUUACUGAAAUUUUAUUGGUGUUAGCCGCCCUGAGCCCGGCUCUGGCCAGGGAGGACGGGGUAUAAAUAAAAUUUAUUAUUAUUAUUAUUAUUAUUAUUAUUAUUAUUUAUUAUCCUGCUGGGCUUUUUGCUGAUGAGGCAAGGUGCACCUCAACGAACUAGCCUUACAGAGGUGUUGAAUCACAAGUUCCUAAUGUUUUGCACAGGCCUUGUUUUUCAAAAGCAUGGCAGGCGGGAGAAAAGAGGAGUCCAUUCUUUCCGAGGUUCUGAGUUCACGCAGCUCCCCUGGAAUUUUGCUGAAGACUGCGGAAGCAAUUGAGCUUUCAAGCUCUCUUUUUUAGCGAUUGUGAAAUGGCUAGAGGCAAUGGUUUUAGGGUAGUUACGGUUUCCUAGUUCAGUGCAACCACUUGAGACUGCACUGGAGUGUCAGGCUGCCUUGCAUGACUUAAAUAUUGCUCCAUAGCUAAGUAAAUAAAGCAAUCCCUUGCACACGAAGAGCUAGCUUGUCAGGGUCCUUGGCUAGCCUGUUCCCUGAUGUGUUCAUUUUCUGCAAGCAGGGAGUGCUUCUUGUGUUGCGCAACAAUCCUUGCUGUGAGCCCUGAGGAGGCACAGCCCAGGUGGGCUGCCUUGGGGAGAACUUGGCUUGUGUCACCUGCUGCUCUGAGUAGGUCUACAGGUGGAUGCUCAACCCGGUUCACCAACCUCACCAUGGCAAGUGCUUUUUACCAGCUUUUCCUGGUUCGGCAACUAUGGCCAUUGCAGGCCAUGUGUUGAUAACUUCGAAGAUGGAUUGCUGCAGUGUGCUCCAAGUGGGGCUGCCCUUGGUUCUUGUUUGAAAGCUCCAGGUGGUGCAGAAUGUGGUGGUGGCCAGGUUGCUGAUCAGAGCUUCUGGCUGAGAACAUGUGGCACUCUUGCUGAAGCAUCUGCACUGGCUGCUCAUCUUCUGUUGAGCCAGGUUCGUGGUCCUUGCAUUAAUUUACAAAGCCCUGAACAACGAGUCCAGGGCACCUCAGGGAUCUCCUCAUAUCACAGCUCAAUCACAGAUCAUCUGCAGGAGCGUUGUUCAUUGUUCCCAGAGUCUGUGAGGCUCCUUUCACAGCAAGAGAGGGAGCCUUAAGCCAGCGCUACCGUCCCUGUCCUGUGGAACACUCUGCAGCUAGAGAUUCAGCAGGCGCCUUUUCUGCAAACUUCUAUUUUAUUUUUUUAUAAGAUAUUUAUUAAAAUUUUCAAUGUUUUACAAAACACACAAAGAAAAAGAAAAAAAAAGAAUAAAAAAGAAAAUACAUAGUAAAAAUAUUUAAAAACAAUUCUUUCCUUCCAUUACUUAACCUUCAUUUACUUAUUUCCAGGACCUCCUCACACCUUCCUUUUUUGUAUUCCAGUUCAAUUAUUUUGUUCAGCAAAUCCCUCCCCUCUUUUAAUAUCCUAAUCAUUAAUCAUAAAAAUGUUGUAAUUUUAGAUUUUUACAUAUUACAUAAUAAACCCUUUUUUCAUCUUCCCUUGUAGCCUUUCAGCUAGAGACCACUUAGUUUCUAUCCAGCAUCAUUCUAACAUUCAUUAAUUUUACAAUAUUUCUGUAAAUAAUCUUUAAACUUUUUCCAAUCUUCCUCCAUCGACUCUUCUCCCUGGUCUCGGAUUCUGCCAGUCAUUUCUGCCAGUUCCAUAUAGUCCAUUUUCUGCCAACUUCUAAAUGCCUGCUGAAAAUCUUCCUAUUUAAUCAGGCCUAUGCUGGUAAUCCGAGAGCGAAUCUUUCCACAGUGGUUAAUUGAUGCUUGUUUUAAACUUUUUUAAUGGGUUUUAUUGUACAGUUUUGUUUUAUUGUUGUAAACCACAUUGAUGUAGGUUUUAUGACAUGGUGGUAAAAUUUAAAAAAUAAUAAUACAUAAAUGAUCUGGCCAGGGUGAUGAGUACCGUCGUGCCUUUUUCUCUUUGGCUUUGCUGCCAUUUAGAGGCUCCUCCUGUAUGAAACAUCUGUAUCCACCUCCGAACUUGGGGUUUCUGUUUGGGCUGUAGGUUUUAGCGUUGCCUUAAGGGUAAAGGGACCCCUGGCCUUUAGGUCCAGUUGUGACCGACUCUGGGGUUGCGGCACUCAUCUCGCUUUAUUGGCCGAGGGAGCCGGCGUACAGCUUCCGGGUCAUGUGGCCAGCAUGACUAAGCCGCUUCUGGUGAACCAGAGCAGCGCAUGAAAACGCCAUUUACCUUCCCGCCAGAGCGGUACUUAUUUAUCUACUUGCACUUUGACGUGCUUUCGAACUGCUAGGUUGGCAGGAGCAGGGACCGAGCAACGGGAGCUCACCCCAUCGUGGGGAUUCGAACCGCCGACCUUCUGAUCAGCAAGUCCUAGGCUCUGUGGUUUAACCUACAGCACCACCCACGUCCCUUUAGCUUUGCCUUACUGGGGUUUAACUUGGAGGAAGCAUGAUGUGUUUCUCCCCAGUUUCUCUCUCUCUCUUUCUCUUUCUCUUUCUCUCUCUCUCUCAUUGCCUGCAAUAGGAUUUCACUUAUUUUGACCUGCAUGUGGCUUUUAGUUUUUCAAUGCUGCAUUCACCUCCAUCUGCAAGAAAGGAGCUCUUCCAGGUGCUGUUGUUCUACAGCAGGAGUGGCAAAUGAGUGAGGCCCUUCAGAGGUUUCUGGGUUCUAUCUUGCAUCAGUCCCAGACAGAAAAGUCAGGGGGUGAAGGGAGUUGUAGCCUCCCUCUCUCUCAACACUGGAACUCGCGGACAACCGGGGGGCCACUAGGGGGCGCAUUGGAAGAUGGCCGACACUACCAUCUCUCCGACCCACACGGGGUAAUUAAGAGGCUGUUAUGGGAGUAGGCAGCCUCCCUUGUUGCCCCAAGGAAAUGGGGAACACUGCCCUUGCCUGCUGUGCCCAUAAAUCACCCCCUAAUUCGAAAGAAGGGGGUGAGGGCCCUAGGCAGAAUGCCCCCGUGUGGACCUCAGCUCUCCUGGACGCUGUCUCUCAUCGCGCACUAGCUGCAGCAAUUUGGAAUAAUUAAUUACAAAAGAAGCAAAUGCACAUAUUUCAAGUGAAGAAGGCGAGUGAAGUCAGAUAAAUUAAGUGACCUCUGCGAAAGAAGACGACGGGCUGGAGAAACAGGAAUAUUUUACGAUGAAGAUACACCAAAGGCGGGGUAUGUUGACAACGGGGCUGAAUGGGGGGGGGGGGACCUUUUUUACUUUCCUUCUAUGUGAUUUACAAGAACCCCUCCUCAUUAGAACCGUUGGUUAAACUGACCCAAGCAGGAUGAUUAAGGUCUGUGUGGAGAUAAACUUUAACCAAAAGUAUGCUUUAUGGAGACCGAGAAGCAAUAAGAGCUUUUGGGAAUGGCACAGCAAUUAAUUCGGAGUCGCCAUCUUGCCAAAGGAUUUAUAGCCGGGAGGAAGAAUGGGUUUGUUUUCAGACUGCAUUCCUAGUGAAUCUCCUCAGAGGUUUUGAGAAAGGAGGCAGAUUGGUGAAGAUUAAUGAUGCUAAGACUGUUUUGAUGUAUGGAAGUGAUGUUAUAUGGAAAACGUCUGGAUAUGGCUACUGGAUAAAAAAAUUAAUAUCCACGCAGGAUUACAAACUGUUCUAACCAGCUUGCGGAGACUAUCAGAGGUCACAAAGAGAAAGGAAAAUAUAUGAAAAUAACAACAAGAGAUGUGGAAAGAUAAUAAGAAAGGACUGGAUAGUACUGUGAACAUCAUAAGGUUAGAUUUGUGGACAUUAAAACAGCAGUAAGAAGCAAGAAGUUGAUUGGAUCCCUUCGGAACUUGAAAUAUGGGUACCCCCAACAAAAAUUUAAAAUUCGGCUGUGUAAUUUGGAAUUUAUGUAAUUUGGUUUGAUUUGAUGUGAUUGGUCGGUUAAUAAAAAAUUAUUCUUAAAAAAAAAAAAAGGAACUCGCGGACAACCAAUGAAACUGAACGCUGGAAGAUUCAGGAGAGAUGAAAGGAAGCCGUUUCUGCAGUGCAUAGUUAAACUAUGGAACUUUCCCCUGCAGGAAGCAGCGAUGGCCACCAACUUGGUGUUAGGAUAUAGUUCUGUUCCACCUUAAAAGGGUACAGGCAUGACUAUUGUGUGUCACAUGCCUGUUUACUUCCAGCACAGAUCUGCUGGGAUCUUCCGUUUGUGUUGCUGCUGUUUUGCUGGAGACGAAGGGAAGCAGACAUGUUUUCCUCUGUUCCUGAACUAUGCUGAAUAAAAUGCUGUACAUUAUGCUUACACAUUUCUCUGUCCGCCUCUUCUGCUGUGAGAAGAUUUACACACUCUGCUGACAGAGCGUGCACAUGUCUCUAAAAGUAUCAGAGGCUCAUGUCACUGAUUGAUGUUUUCCAAGGGAGACUGGUGAUCGUCCGGCUGCUGGCUAGUGGCUGGAGCCAGCUGUGGGCCUGCCUGAUGCCCCCGUCUCCCUGUCAGUAUCCCAACACUUGGAUGGCUUUACUAGAGGAUUGGCCCAAUUCAAGGAGGAGGAGCAGGCUAUCGAUGGCUACUAGCCACAAUAGCGAUGCUCUGCCUUCAUGGUCAGAGGCAUCAAUGCUUCUGAAUACCAGUUGCUGGAAACAGCAGGAGGGAAGAGUUGCUCUUGUGUUUGGUACCUGCUUGCUGGCUUCCUAUAAGAGGCAUCUAUUGGCCACAGUGAGAACAGGAUACUGGACUAGAUGGGCCAUUGGCCUGAUCCAGCCGCCUCUUCUUAAGUUCUUAUGUAGUCCUGCAUUAUAUCUGGAGGGCCAAAGAUUAGCCACCCCUGGUCUACUAGCAUAGUAAUGAUUCUCAGGUCAGCUCUGAACUCACUUCGAAAUUUUGGAUUUCAUGAGGGUUACUGUGGUGAAUCAUCCUCGAGUCACCAGUUUGUAGUUUCUCGCGUAACGUCAGAAUCUAGGAACAGCGCUGUGCCAGACCAUUGGUCCACCCACCUCUGCUGAUUCUCUCCAUCUUUCCCUCCCUCCAGGUGAUGAGGAUGGAAUUGGGCACCUUUUGCAAAGCAGCCGCUCUUCCACCAAGCUGCUUCUCUUUCUCUCCCCGUAGGCUGCUGGUGAAAGCACAACUGUGCGCGCGCAUGAUUUUAAUAGCAAAUCGCCAUUAUUCAAAUUCUCGGGAUUGAUAAUAUUGACAUUCCUCAUGGGCCUAAUCAGAGGGGCUUUUUUGUGUGUGUGUGGGAUUAUAAUGCUUCGUGUUUGUGCAUUGACCCAGUUGUGUAAGAAUUGCCAGGAGCAACGGAGCCAUUUUCAUCCUGGCGCGUGAGAGCAGGAGGUGGUUGCCAUAGAAACUUCUGGGAUGGACCAGAGCACAGCACAUCAGAAAGCAGCCAGCUUGGUUCCCUGAUCAGCUGCUCGAGUCAGUGAUUUACAAAGGGACAGCUGUGAUUUGCAUGGUGACGGAAAGGUUGGCAAUUAGCAAGCCCCUCCACUUCCGAAUUUUUACUCCUCCCAGCCACCUCUCCCAGUCCUAUAUUAAGCACAUCUCUGUGUAAUUAGCAACAGCUUUCUAAGUCAAGAAAUCCAUCCUGACAUCUCUUGUUUGGGUUUGUGAUUCUUCUUUAUUCAGUUCCAUUUUCCCCACCCGCUGUUGAUUUUAUGUAUCUAUAUCUUAUAUCUCCCACCUUUCCCCCCCAAGGUGAUGUACACAAAUUAAAUCAAUACAGAUGCCAUGCAUACUGCAAUUCUGAAUAAUCCUUUUUAGAGGGGAGGGGAAGGGGCAGUGGGGAUGAGCCCAUGAAACCAAGCAGGUCCUCCCCCCCCGAAAAAACCUUGGGAACCGCUGGCUUAAACUGUGGUUUACGUGACACGCAAACUGGACCCGUGUUUGUCCUUUGCUUUUAGCUGCGAAGUUUUUAUUGAUUGAUUCUUUUUAUGUCAGCAUAAAUUUAUAUUUUGGGGUGGAAUGUUCCUCUGGAUACUUGUAAGCAGAAAGCAAUAGCUUUCUGACAUGUGGGUUGGAUGGAAUAAAAUUCCUGGUUUGGGGCGUCUGUGUGCUGAAGGCACCAUGGUGGAGAUGGCGGGCGUAGGGUGCUUUUGUGCCUCUGUGGGGUACAGCUUUUUAUUUGCACGGUCGGUUUGGAAACGACUUCUUUUUGCAGCCAAGACAUUGGAUAGUGGGAACUUGGCUGUCUUUGUCCAUUCUAGAUAGAAUACCUCAGAAGACAGUGACUUCUCCUUCCUUGGAGGUUUUUAAGCAGAGGUUUGGGUGGCCACAAGGGAUUCUUUAGCUGGGCUGCCUGCAUUGUCAGGGAUUGGAUGAGAUGGCGCUUGGGGGGGUCUCUUCCAAAUUUACUUAUCUAAUAAUACUAAUACUCAUAAUAAUAAAUUUUAUUUAUACCCCACCUUCCCCAGCCAGAGCCAGGCUCAGGGCAGCUAACACCAGAAAAAUUAUAGUAAAAUCAUAAUGGGGGGUGGGGAACCAAUUUAAAAUACAGGUUAAAAUGCAAUUUAAAAUGCAGCCUCAUUUUAAUAGUAGCCCAUAAAUCAAAACCAUAAGGGGAAGGAAACAUAAGGGUCAAACUGAGUCCAAACCAAAGGCCAGGCAGAACAGCUCUGUCUUGCAGGCCCUGUGGAAAGAUGUCAAGUCCCGCAGGGCCCUAGCCUCUUGUGACAGAGCGUUCCACUGAGUCAGGGCCAGUGCUGAAAAGGCCCUGGCCCUAGUUGAGACCAAGCUAACCACCUUGCGACCUACAAAAUGUUGUCAUUUGUGGACCUUAAGGUCCUCCGCAGGGCAUACCAGGAGAUAGGAUUAUGGCUGCUAUUGCAAUUCCCUGAUGGCUUGAGGCCAUCUUUGCACUUUGGGAAGCUGGUACAAUGACUCUUUCCGUUGCUGAUACAAAGGAGUACUGUGGCUUUUAAAUGAGUACAUAAUAUACAGUGCCAAUGCCAGCAUAUAUAUUAUAUCUCAUUUUCUGUUGAUGUUAUCAAUUUCCUAGCUGGCCAGGGCCUCCUGAGGCAAAUGCAUCCACGUAAUAAUGCAGUUUAAACCUUGCUGGAAGGAAGAGGGGCUGACGCCUUCCUCCCUCUGGUCCUGAUCUCCCUCAGCAUUUCAGUUGGUGCUGAGGUCUUGUACAUUUGCAUGCACCCUUCUCGCUCUGGGGCAGGCCCCUUUUCUUCCUCCUUCCUCCUUCCCAUGACUUGCUUUAACCUAAACAAGGUUUGAAGAGGGUCAUUGUGGUGAUCACACAAGGUCCCCAGACGUUUAACGGUCUAUUGAUCCCUGUACCACUACUGUGCUUGCUUCCCUGCUAUCACCAACCAGUUACUCUCUGGUAAAACACUGAGUCUAGUCAGUUGUUAAAAGUGAACCAAAAAAACCACCAAGUUUACAGUGGUACCUCGGGUUACAUACGCUUCAGGUUACAGACUCAACAAUAGAAAAUGUCCUUUCAUACUGCAUCACGGUGUGGUACGCUGGUUUGACAUCAACUGAUAAGAAGUGCCCACAGAGGGUGGUGAAUACAGCACAAGAUAUUAUGGGCUGUCCCGUGAAUCCGCUGGAUGACAUCGCGGAAGAACAUUGCCUCAGGAGAGUGAGGAAAAUUCUCAGGGAUGAUUCACACGCUGGCCAGCACUUUCAUAGAAUCAUAGAGUUGGAAGAGACCACAAGGGCCAUCGAGUCCAACCCCCUGCCAAGCAGGAAACACCAUCAGAGCACUCCUGACAUAUGGUUGUCAAGCCUCUGCUUAAAGACCUCCAAAGAAGGAGACUCCACCACACUCCUUGGCAGCAAAUUCCACUGUCAAACAGCUCUUACUGUCAGGAAGUUCUUCCUAAUGUUUAGGUGGAAUCUUCUUUCUUGUAGUUUGGAUCCAUUGUUCCGUGUCCGCUUCUCUGGAGCAGCAGAAAACAACCUUUCUCCCUCCUCUAUGUGACAUCCUUUUAUAUAUUUGAACAUGGCUAUCAUAUCACCCCUUAACCUCCUCUUCUCCAGGCUAAACAUGCCCAGCUCCCUUAGCCGUUCCUCAUAAGGCAUCGUUUCCAGGCCUUUGACCGUUUUGGUUGCCCUCCUCUGGACACGUUCCAGUUUGUCAGUGUCCUUCUUGAACUGUGGUGCCCAGAACUGGACACAGUACUCCAGAUGAGGUCUGACCAGAGCAGAAUACAGUGGCACUAUUAUUUCCCUUGAUCUAGAUGCUAUACUCCUAUUGAUGCAGCCCAGAAUUGCAUUGGCUUUUCUUGAUCUCCUGCCCUUGAGCAGAAGAUAUAGAAGCAUGACUAGUCGCACCAACAGGGUACAGAACAGCUUCUAUCCGUGGGGUGUUAGGCUGCUGAAUGAAAAGAUAACAACAGGGCAACAGACUUUCGGGUUUGGUGGGUGUGUAAACGAGAGGAAUUAAGACUAAGAGAGCUGAGUGGGGGGUGCUCGUGUAAUCUCACUGUAUACAAGUUGUACAAUAAAGUAUUUCAAUUUCAAUAACAGCCAUUGCAUGUGUGCAGAUCGAAGCCCUUCACUCUGACCCCCCCUUGCUUCUUUGCAUUAAACCUUUGCCUCUCUCGUCCUGCAGGAAUCAGAGUUUGAAAGCAAGCUGGAUGGAGAAACGGCGUCAGACAGCGAGUGCAAAUCGGAGAUUGCCCAAGCAGCGCCAGUGGAUGACACCCCAGAGGUCCUCAACAGGGCUCUCUCCAACCUGUCCUCCAGGUAAAUGCUGAUGUCAAAACACACUCGGGUGUUUUGUAGCAAAGCCCACUUUUUAUUUACUUCAUAAAAUUUAUGCACUGCUUGAUAUUGAAAAAAACCCCACAUCUCAGCAUAGUUUACAAAGAAAGGCAAAAUAAUAAAAGGACCAAUAAGAAGAAUCAGUAAUGAUUUAAGACGUUCAAAAACUUAAAUUUGCAGUGGGCUCAAAACAGGUUAAAACUCACAUCAGCUUCCUUGGCAUCUGGGUAGGCUUGUCGGAACAAAAAAAGCAUUUAGCAGCCACCAGAAAGAGUACAGUGGUACCUCGGGUUACAUACGCUUCAGGUUACAUAUGCUUCAGGUUACAGACUCCACUAAGCCAGAAAUAGUGCUUCAGGUUAAGAACUUUGCUUCAGGAUGAGAACAGAAAUCGGGCUCCGGCGGCGCGGCGGCAGAGGGAGGCCCCAUUAGCUAAAGUGGUGCUUCAGGUUAAGAACAGUUUCAGGUUAAGUACGGACCUCCAGAAUGAAUUAAGUACUUAACCUGAGGUACCACUGUACAGCGAAGACGCCUGCCUGAUAUCAGUAGGCAGGGAGUUCCAAAGUGUAGGUGCUGCCACAUUAAAAGAUUAAAGUUCUUACAAAUGUGGAACAGGCGUCAUGGGACACCUGUGGGACUGCCAGUUCUGUAGACUGGUCAAGUGGAGUAGAGUGACCUCACAAGCAUUUCUCCCUCCCAAAGGGGGGCCUGAAAGGGUGCUUUAUCUAAUAGUUGUGGUGUCGUAGCUCUGCUGAGGAGCAGGUGCCAAAAUGGCAGUGGCCAGGACUCCCCACCCCACUAACGUCCCCAUAUUUUAUUUCAGAAAUCCUACAGACGUGUUAUGAGAGGCUGGGCCCCCCACAAACAGCACAGACAUAUAGGAAGCUGCCUUAUACAGAGUCGGACCAUUGGUCCAUCUUGCUGAGUAUACCUACACUGACUGGCAGCUGCUCUCCAGGGUUUCCAGCAGCCAUCUCUCCCAACCCUUCCUGGAGGUGCAACUGGGGUUUGGCCAGGGGCCUUCUGUUUGCAAGGCUGUACCACUGAGCUCUGGCCCUCCCCCAACAAAUACGGCUUGGUGCCCAGUCCCAUCAAGGCUGGCCCAAGAUGCUUUGGUGGUGCCGGAGGCAAGAAAUUGACGUGGCACCUCUCUGCCCACCCCUUGCCCUGUCUACUAAUGAGCAGGGGGCAUAAUUUGCCUGGGCUCUCCAUUGCUCAUAGCUUGUGUCUACAGAUGUGUAUCCACGCAACGGUCACCUCCAGACUGGAUUAUUGUAACUCACUCUGCGUGGGGCUGCCUUUGAGACUGACCCAGAAACUCCAGUGGGUGCAGAAUGCUGCGGCGAGGCUCAUUACGGGGUCCCCGCCAUGGGAUCACAUUCACCCAGUGCUAUACCAGCUGCACUGGCUCCCGGUGGAGUACAGGAUCAGGUUUAAGGUGCUGGUUUUAACCUUUAAAGCCCUAUACGGCCUAGGACCCUCGGACCUACGGGACCGCCUCUCUUGGUAUGUCCCAUAGAGGACCUUACGGUCUUCAAAUAAUAACACCUUGGAGAUCCUGGGCCACAGGGAGGUUAGGCUGGCCUCAACCAGAGCCAGGGCUUUUUCGGCCGUGGCCCCAAUCUGGUGGAACGCUCUGUCGCAAGAGACUAGGGCCCUGCGGGACUUGACAUCUUUCCGCAGGGCCUGCAAGACAAAGCUGUUCCACCAGGCCUUUGGCCAAGGCACAGUCUUUGAUAAUCCUCAUAGAACUCUAGCCCAUUGGUUGCCAUUAAUUUGAUUUUGAAUUGGUUUUAGAAUGAAUUUAUUUUAGAAUGCUGUGUUACUUUUAUUGUUGUUAGCCAUUCUGAGCCCGACUUUGGCUGGGGAGGGCAGGAUAUAAAUAAAAAUUAUUAUUAUUAUUAUUAUUAUUAUUAAUAUUCUUCAGUAGGACGGGCCUCUUCCUGCAUGAGCCUGCCUGUGCCCCCGGGGUGUCAACAGAUGCUGUUCUCCAUCGGCCACUUCACUCUGGAGUGCAGAGGGUGGCUGCGAUGGAGAGGGCCUGGAGUGAUUUGCCUGGCCCCUUCUGUGAUGGCCCCUCUCUGCCAAGAAAACCUUUUUUUGUUGUUGUUCUCUUAGGCCUCACGGCCUGCUCUCAUUAGCCUCAUUUAAGACUGAUCUUGACAUUUGGCACGGCUUCUGCAGUGGCUCAUAUGCUUUUAAUGAAAACCAUUUAAGAGAGUUUUAUUACGUUGAGCGGGAUUAUGUGAUGAAUUUAGUUCUCCAUAUAAUUAGGUGCAUUUCCUCCCCCCCCCCAUGAUAUUUUUAUUGCAUUGUAUACGUUUACAAAACUAAAAAUCAAAGCAAUGUAAGGCAUAAUAGCAUCCGUAUACAGGAUGUUUCUUGUCAAUUAUUAUUAUUCCUUAUUGUUUUCAUUUUCAGCUUUGCAAACUUACAGAAUCAAUACAGGAAUACUUAACUGGGUGAAUUUGAGAGAAGCCAUAUUUUGUUUUUGCUGAUUUGGAGUUUACUUUGUAGUGUUUCCAUUGUAUAAUUUCUUUGUCAUCAUCAUCAUAAACUUUAUUGCACUAGCCAAAGGCCAUGGCAUUAUUCACAAAGGGAACGAAAAGAAAAGCAACAAGAGCCAUAAAAAACCAUAAAAAUACCCAGCACUGCAGAUAUAAUAAACAACGGUCACUUCUCCUAAAAAUUAUUUAUUGCAUACGAUAGAGUGGCAAGGGGUUCUCAGGUAGAAUGGGCCAGCUUAAAUGUCCGAAUCACCUUUGCAAUUGAUCGCUAUUUUAUCUAGUUCUUUUCUCCUGAUCUUCUUAGCUGCCAACACAUAUACAGUGGUGCCUUGCAAGACGAAAUUAAUCCGUUCCGCGAGUCUCUUCGUCUUGCGGUUUUUUCGUCUUGCGAAGCACGGCUAUUAGCGUCUUAGCGGCUAUUAGUGGCUUAGCGGCUUAGCAGCUUUAAGAAAAAGGAAACAAACUCGCAAGAACUUGCAAGACAUUUCGUCUUGCGAAGCAAGCCCAUAGGGAAAUUCGUCUUGCGGAACGACUCAAAAAACGCGAAACCCUUUCGUCUAGCGAGUUUUUCGUCUUGCGAGGCAUUCGUCUUGCGGGGCACCACUGUAGUGCUACUUUAUAAGUUACGAAGUCAUCAGUAUCGCUCAGCAGCCAUUUCACCCUUUCCGCCCAGUUUGAGUGUGUUCCAUUCGUGAGCAGGGGUUUUAUAAAUCGGUCUCUUGGUUCUAUAUAUAGCGGGCAUUGCAAUAAAUAGUGGUGCAGGUCCUCUACUCAAGGUUGCCCACACAAAGUCUCUCCUUGUACUGUACUUUGCCAUACCGACCAUCCACCACCACGGAGGGGAUCGAUUGGAGUCGUAAUUCUGUGAAAGCGAUUCUUAGUACGGCAAGUUGGGGCUUUGUCAAAUAACUAGCUCGGAUGUGCCCCAUUUUGAUAAGUUUAUUUCUUUGUCAUUCCUAAUUUGUGCUAAACGUUUUUUUGUGUACCAAGCCCAGAGGGCCAAGUUAUGGAACAAUGGCCAAACAGUAAUAAUUAGUAAUGACUUUAAAUGAUUUGGAGCAUGUUGGUCCUCGUUUGCACCAGUGAUUCUCCUGGAUUGCAGGGGUUUUCCCCUGGCCAAUACUUGCUGGAUGGAGGCUGUCACUGAGCUGGGGUCCUCCUCCCCAGGGCUCAGUUGUUGUUAUUUACAGUGGUACCUCAGGUUAAGCACUUAAUUCGUUCCGGAGGUCCGUUCUUAACCUGAAACUGUUCUUAACCUGAAGCACCACUUUAGCUAAUGGGGCCUCCUGCUGUCGCUCCGCUGCCGGAGCACGAUUUCUCUUCUCAUCCUGAAGCAAAGUUCUUAACCUGAAGCACUAUUUCUGGGUUAGCGGAGUCUGUAACCUGAAGCGUAUGUAACCUGAGGUACCACUGUUUUUUACUACUCGGCCUUCACCCUAAGGUCCCAGGGUGGGUUACAGCAUUAAAAAACAAUACAAAAAGCAAUCUAAAGCAACUUACAGUCACAAAAAUAAAAACAUGCACCUCAGCUGCCAAAAGCCAGGGGGGAGAGGUGAAUCUUCAACAUCCUCCAAAAGCUGUACAGUGAAGGUGCCAGGGACACGUCUCUGGGAAGGGAGUGGCAUAGCUUAGGGCAUGGGUAGGCAACCUAAGGCCCGGGGGCCGGAUCCGGCCCAAUCGCCUUCUCAAUCCAGCCCGCAGACAGCCCAGGAAUCAGUGUGUUUUUACAUGAGUAGAAUGUGUCCCUUUAUUUAAAAUACAUCUCUGGGUUAUUUGUGGGGCAUAGGAAUUCGUUCAUCUUUCUUUUUCCCCUAAAAUAUAGUCUGGCCCACCACAAGGUCUGAGGGACCCCUGCUGAAAAAGUUUGCUGACCCCUGGCUUAGGGCAUGGGUAGGCAAACUAAGGCCCAGGGGCUGAAUCCGGCCCACGGACGGUCUGGGAAUCAGCAUGUUUUUACAUGAGUAGAAUGUGUGCUUUUAUUUAAAAUGCAUCUCUGGGUUAUUUGUGGGGCAUAGGAAUUCGUUCAUCUUUCUUUCCCCCCCAAAAUAUAGUCCAGCCCCCCACAAGGUCUGAGGGACAGUGGACCGUCCCCUGCUGAAAAAGUUUGCUGACCCCUGGCUUAGGGGCUUCCACAGUGAAGGCCUUUUCCUGGGCUGCCACCAUCCCCAAACCUCAGGGUGGAGGAUUUAUCGGGAGGGUCUCCUCUGCUGAUCUCAGCACCCAAGAGGGUCUGCAAGGAGGGAGGUGGUCUUUCUGCUUCACUCCCAUUAUUCCGACCUUAUUGGGGGCCCAUGUCUGCUGCCUUCCCCUUCCCACUCCACUCCACCCUCCUGGUUGAGCCGCUUGGGGCUUUGGACUGAUGCCCCAGAAGCCCCAAAUCAUACUUGACUUUCCUGGAGACCAGGAACCUGAUUCAGUUUUGUUACAAGCCUGCAGUACUUUUUAUAAAGUUUUAUUUACGACGUACUUAAGAGGAUUUUUCUUCCACCUUUCCAAAACGUUGCAAGGCAGCUCACAGCAAAAACCACAACAGCAGCAAAACACACCCACCCAGCUGUAACAUUAAGAAACACUAAAAGCAGCCAGUACAGUUUGAAAUGAGGCAGCAGAUAAAAGCCACUUAAAAGGUGCACUUUGAAGCUAGCAUUGCAAGGAAAUUAAUAUGCGAAAGUGUUAUUGUGUUCCUGUACGUCUAAAACAGGAAGUAUCAGAAGCAGCUAGAGGCGACAGAAGAAAAUGGUUGCACAAGUGAGAAUUUUGUUGUUGUUUCUCUUGUAUCCAAGAAAUAUUUUCCGGUUUCGGAACUGCUUGUGACACCUCCUUGUUCACCAACCAAGCUCUCCUCUGUCUGGGAUGAUAACUUUGCACAUGGAGAUGAGCAUUUAAGAACACAAGAACCUAAGCAGAGGCUGAUGGAUCAGACCGGUGGCCCAUCUGGUCCAGCACCCUGUUCUCACAGAGGAGGCAAACCGGGCGCCUCUUCUGGGAAACCUGCAAACAGGAUUUGAGCACGUGAGCCCUCGCUCCCCUCCUGCAGUCUUACAAUCCGUACAUUUUGUAUACAUCAACUGAUACACACACAAACCCUCGGGUUCAUUAUAUUCAGGAUUGUUAGACCAGGGGUCAGCAAACUUUUUCAGCAGGGGGCUGGUCCACUGUCCCUCAGACCUUGUGGGGGGCCGGACUACAUUUUGAAAAAUAAAUAAAUGAACAAAUUCCUAUGCCCCACGAAUAACUCAGAGAUGCAUUUUAAAUAAAAGGACACAUUCUACUCAUGCAAAAACAUGCUGAUUUAAAAUGCAAACAGGCAGAGGCAGCAGAUAAAAGCCACUUAAAUGCUGAUUCCCGGACCGUCUGCGGGCCGGAUUUAGAAGGUGAUUGGCCCGGAUCCAGCCCCCAGACCUUAGUUUGCCUACCCAUGCCCUAAGCCCGGGGUCAGCCAACUUUUUCAGCAGGGGGCUGGUCCACUUUCCCUCAGACCUUGUGGGGGGCUGGACUAUAUUUUGAAAAAUAAAUAAAUGAACGAAUUCCUACGCCCCACAAAUAACCCAAAGAUGCAUUUUAAAUAGAAGGACACAUUCUACUCAUGUAAAAACACGCUGAUUCCUGGACAGUCUGCAGGCUGGAUUGAGAAGGCGAUUGGGCCGGAUCCGGUCUACCCAUGUAGACGAAUACCCUCCCAUGAAGAAGCAUUUUCCAAUUCUCCCCAGGACUGUCCAGCUUUGACUGCCUUGACCAGCCUGGAAAGAGCAUUGGCAAAUGUGCACAGGUGGUCCAUCUCAGCUUUCUAAGGAUGCUGUCCACAUUUUUUGGCUUUCUUCAUCAGAACAGCCUGCUUUGAGGGAGGCUGUUGGGGGGGCAGGACUCCAGGUGUCAGAAAUAUGAUUCGUUGCAGGCAUGAUACAUUUGGGGGGGGGGGGUUCCUUAGGGACACCACAGGGUGAUGUAGUGUUUAGAGUGUCUGCCUAGGGCCUGAGAGACCAGGGUUCAAAUCCCCACUGAGCCCUGAAGGAUACUGAGUGAUCUUGGGCCUCUCACUGCCUGAUCUUUCUUUUUUUUUUUAAAAAAAAUAAUAUUUAUUAAGAUUUGAUAGGUUACAAAAAGGAAAAAGGAAAAAUAAAAAACAGCAUAUUAAGCAAAAACAGAACAUCACAUCACAAUACAGAAAAGAAGGGAAAACAACAACAACAACAAUAACAAUAACAAAAAUAAAAUAAAAAAUGCAAUGAAUCUUCCCAUAACUUAUCUUUCAUUUACUUAUUUCCUUGACCUCCUCACACCUCCCUUUUUUGUAUUCUAGUUCAGUUAGCUAUUUCAGCAAAUCCUUUCCAUCUUUUCCAGUUUUUGUCCUAUAUUUUAUCUUAAUAUAAUGUAACUUUACUUUCCCUCCUUUCACCAUUUAAGAAUCUAUUUUUUCUUAAUCCUCUAUAGCAUUUCUGCUAAAACCACAUUACUUCAUUCCAACAUCCAUCUAACAUUCCUUAAUUUUACAAUGUUUCUGUAAAUAAACUUUAAAUUUCUUCCAAUCUUCUUCCACCGACUUUUAUCCUCACUGCCUGAUCUUGGGCCUCUCACUGCCUCUCAGUCUAACCUACCUCUCAGGGCUGUUGUGGGGAUUAAAUGGAGAGGAGGAAAACCACGUACGCCACCUCGAGCUCCUUGGAGGAGAGGCGGGGUAAAAAUGCAAUAAAGAAAUAAUGCAUAGGAAGGGGUAUAAAAAGGUAACGGUACCCCUAACCGUUAGGUCCCAUCGCAGACGACUUUGGGGUUGCGGCGCUCAUCUCGCUUUACUGGUUGAGGGAGCCGGCGUACAGCUUCCUGGUCAUGUGGCCAGCAUGACUAAGCCGCUUCUGGCAAACCAGAGCAGCGCACGGAAACGCCGUUUACCUUCCCGCCGGAGCGGUACCUAUUUAUCUACUUGCACCGGUGUGCUUUCGAACUGCUAGGUUGGCAGGAGCAGGGACCGAGCAACGGGAGCGCACCCCGUCGUGGGGAUUCGAACUGCCGACCUUCUGAUUGGCAAGUCCUAGGCUCUGUGGUUUAACCCACAGCGCCACCCAUGUCCUAGGAAGGGGUAUAGUGAGCACCAAACUGGAUGAAGUAAAAUGCUACAUUUUCACCAUGUCAUUCCAAAGGAAUGCCACACAAAAAUUACGAAGUUGCUUCUCACAUACAGUGGUACCUCGGGUUACAGACGCUUCAGGUUGCAGACUCUGCUAACCCAGAAAUAGUACCUCGGGUUAAGAACUUUGCUUCAGGAUGAGAACAGAAACCGCGCGGUGGUGGCGGCGGCACUGGGAGGCCCCGCUAGCUAAAGUGGUACCACAGUGUAAGAACAGUUUCACGUUAAGAACGGACCUAUGGAACGAAUUAAGUUCUUAACCCGAGGUACCACUGCACUGUAUAUGGAAAGUCACCAAAGGAAUGAAAAAUGUAUAGACCUAUAUCAAGAAAAAUACAAUCACACACACAAAAAGGACAGCUUAAAAAAAGAAGAUUUUUUGGGGUGGGAGGUGUCUGUCAGUGGUACUGUUUAUUCUCUAUCUGCUAUUGUUGGCCACUAGCCACAAUGGCUGUGAUCUGUCUCCACAAUCAGAGGCAGCAAGGCUUCGGAAUACCAGUUACUGGAAACCGCAGGACGGGAGAGGGCUGCUUUUGUGCCUGGGUUCCUGCUUGUGGUUCUGGGGCAUCUGUGAGGACAGGAUGCUGAGCAAGGUGGGCCACUGGCCUGAUCCGGGAGACUCUACUUACCGUAUUUUUCGCUCUAUAAGACGCGCCAGACAAUAAGAGCCACCUAGUUUUUGGAGGAGGAAAACAAGAAAGAAAAUAUUCUGAAUCCCAGAAGCCAGAACAGCAAGAGAGAUCUGGCUUCUGGGAUAGCCUCUUGCUGUUCUGGCUUCUGGGAUAGCCCGCAAAGCCUCCACAGGGCAGCGGGAUGAAGGCUCACUGCUGCCCUGCAGGCUUUUCUACGAGGAGGGAGAAGGGACUGAUGCAGCCAGUCAGUCCCUUCUCCCUUCGGGGAAAAGCCCCCAAGAGCUGUGCGCUCUUUUUAAGGGUGCACGGCUCCUGCGGGCUUUUCUACGAGGAGGGAGAAGGGACUGCCUGCCUUGUCAGUCCCUUCUCCCUUCUUGGGCACACACAUUUCCCCUUACUUUUUAGGAGGGAAAAGGUGCGUCUUAUGGAGCGAAAAAUACGGUACAUUCUUACGUUGCGCUGCCCUCGCGUUGUGUUUCAGUCUUGCAUCUGUUGCUGUGUGUGUGUGUGUGUGUGUGUGUGUGUGUGUGUUUCACAACGGUGUCCUCUGCACAUAGCUGUCAACGUUUCCCUUUUCUUAAGGGAAAUUCCCCUAUUCCGAAUAGGAUUCCUCGCAAGAAAAGGGAAAAGUUGACAGCUAUGCUUCUGCAAGCCUCCGUUUCUCUGGCAGUGUCUGGAGCGUGACCUUCUGCCAAGAGACCCCCGAGGGAGAAUGGAUGGGGGCUGUGUUCUCUCAGGAAGCAGCCGGGUGCCAGAAAUAGCAGCUGCCUUUCGCCCUUGCUAAGAAUGUGCCAAAACUUUGAAAGCCAUCAGGGAGCGGAUCUUCCGAUUCUGCAAAGAGUAAAUUUCCACAGCAGGGCUUCUGUUUCUUCCCCUGCAAGCUCUCUCAUAGACUCAAACAGGAUGGAUUUGAUUCAAAUCAAAUCAAUUUUAAUCAAUAGUCAGUAAGACUUGAUUUAAAUCACUAGUCAGUAAGACUUGAUUUAAAUCAUUUUUUUACAGAAAGAUUCAACCUUGCUGGCAUUCUCUUAAUAUUUACAACCAGAUGAAGGUUUCAUUUUUGGAAUAAUAAAUUUUCGGAGUAGUUUUUACAGUUAUAUCAAAAAUUACUGCUUUGGGUAAAGGUAAAGGUAAAGGUACCCCUGCCCGUACGGGCCAGUCGUGUCCGACUCUGGGGUUGCGCGCCCAUCUCGCUUAAGAGGCCGGGGGCCAGCGCUGUCCGAAGACACUUCCGGGUCACGUGGCCAGCGUGACAAGCUGCAUCUGGCGAGCCAGCGCAGCACACGGAACGCCAUUUACCUUCCCGCUGGUAAGCGGUCCCUAUUUAUCUACUUGCACCUGGGGGUGCUUUCGAACUGCUAGGUUGGCAGGCGCUGGGACCGAGCAACGGGAGCGCACCCCGCCACGGGGAUUCGACCUGACGAUCAUAGACAGAUAAUUAUGAAAUUAUUGUUUAUAUUUGGACAACUUUUCUGCUGUACUUUAUUGGAAGGAGAAAAAUAAUCAUUUCCUUAAUAACAAUUUAAACAAUUUAUUUAACCAAAGCAAUAACGUUAUAGCAUAUGUAUCCAUGUUUGUUAACCAAUGUAGUUAAAUGAUUUUUUUUCUUUAAAAAAAACUUAGACUGAGUUUUAGCACAGAUGAAAAACUUUAAACAAAUCCUUAUUUCCUGAUGAAUAACCUUUUGACUACAGUGGUACCUCAGGUUAAGUACUUAAUUCGUUUCGGAGGUCUGUACUUAACCUGAAACUGUUCUUAACCUGAAGCACCACUUUAGCUAAAGGCUCCUCCCGCUGCUGCCGCUCCGCCAGAGCAUGAUUUCUGUUCUUAUCCUGAAGCAAAGUUCUUAACCUGAAGCAUUAUUUCUGGGUUAGCGGAGUGUGUAACCUGAAGUGUAUGUAACUUGAAGCGUAUGUAACCCAAGGUACCACUGUAUAAUGUAACUUAAAUAGAAAAUUAUCUUUAGAAAGGUUUUUCCUCCAAAAGCAUUUUAUUUUAAAAAUCCGAUUUAAAUUUUUUUUAAAAAUCUGAUUUUUAAAAAAUCAUUGUUUUUUAUCCACCUGGGACUCAAACGGUUGUUAAGUUGGAGAGGUAGCAAUCUAGUCCAACCCCCUACAAUGCAAGAGUCACAGCCAAGGAAUCCCUGAUCUCUUUUGAUGCUUUCCUUCCUCUGCAGAUGGAAGAACUGGUGGGUGAGAGGCAUCCUGACUCUGGCGAUGAUCGUCUUUUUCUUCAUCAUCAUCUACCUGGGACCCAUGGUCUUGAUGAUGAUCGUAAGUCUUUGUGGUCUUUCUGGAAUCUGAUCUUUUCCCAAUGGAGGCCUGGGGGUUCGGGAAUGGCUUCCUCUUGCCGGAAGGCAGGGCUAGAUUCCACCUCCUCACGAGUUUAAAAGGCCAUGGGGAAAGAGGAAUGUGUUUGCCUGGUGCCUAAAACUACCGUAUUUUUCGCUCUAUAAGAUGCACCAGAUCUAUAAGAUGCACCACAAGACGCACCUAGAUUUUGGAGGAGGAAAACAAGAAAAAAAAUAUUCUGAAUCUCAGACGCCAGAACAGCAAGAGGGAUCGCUGUGCAGUGAAAGCAGCAAUCCCUCUUGCUGUUCUGGCUUCUGGGAUAGCUGCGCAGCCUGCAUUCGCUCCAUAAGACGCACACACAUUUCCCCUUACUUUUUAGGAGGGAAAAAGUGUGUCUUAUAGAGCAAAAAAUACGGUAUGUACUGAAGGCUCCCGGCAAGACUCCUUGGGGAGAUAAUUCCACAAGCAGAGAGCCAUCCACUGAGCUCCUUGGAGAACAGCGUGGGAUAUAAAUGUAAUAUAUAAAUACAAAAAAAUAAAUGCAAGAAUGCUUAUUGUUCUCUUGAAGUGGCCCGGGAAUUUAUCAAAACUCAUGCCCCCCUGCUGUCUGUCUGUCUGUUUGUCCGUCUGUCUGCAAAAGCAGAUUUAGGGGAACAUGACUGGUUUGGUCGCACUGGGCGCAGAGUCUCGGGGCACCACAACUAUGAUGUAGAAUAGGCGUUGUAUGUGAGUGCAAAUUUUGGUGUCGUACAGGGCACUUAGGAAAUUUGAGACCCCAAAGUCCACUGCUGCUGUCUGUCUGUCUCUCUGUCUCUCAGGUGAUGUGUGUGCAGAUCAAGUGCUUCCAAGAGAUCAUCACCAUUGGUUACAACGUUUAUCACUCCUACGAGCUGCCCUGGUUCAGAACCCUAAGUUGGUAAGUGGAAUCAGAGUUUGUGCUACCUGAGUUAAGCUCUAGAAGAAGUCUGGUUUCCUUGUUUUCCAUGAGGAUAUCUCUACGCAGCUCUAUUCUUCUAUACAGCUCAAGGUGGCUACUGUUGUUAACAUUUUCCUUUAUAACUGUUAAUUUAUGACUGUUACCCAACAGUGCAUCAUACCAUAUAGAAAGCAAACAAUAAACAAUAAGAAAAAGGAACCAAUAUAAAUCAAGGCUCCUGUGUUUCCCAAACUGGCAUGGGUGGUAAAUGUUGAGCAUCUCAAGUCUGAAACAAAGGAAAUAAAACCCCACCAGAUGGCAUAAAAGCCUUCUGGACCCUAAAUCCCCCUGGAGACACACAGUUCAUGUAUUAUCUUUUCCUCACUGGCCAAAGUCCAUAAGUCAUUGCCGUAUUUUUCGCUCUAUAAGACACACUAGACCAUAAGACGCACCUAGUUUUUGGAGGAGGAAAACAAGAAAAAAAAUAUUCUGAAUCCCACCUGCAUUUGCUCCAUAAGAUGCACACACAUUUCCCCUUACCUUUUAGGCAGGACAAAGUGUGUCUUAUAGAGCGAAGAACACGGUACGCCACAAAGCUAGAUGCAGAUUUUUCAGGGUUUUCCACUGCUGGGCUACUGAAAUCCUGGCUGCAGUCCACAUCCGUGCCACCAGCUGGCGCUGCAAACAUGGGUGGGCCACCCCCCAAGCAACUCACUUUUCAUUGGCUCCACCCGCUGUCACUCCCUUCCCCAGCCACUGCUUUCUCUCUCAACCAUUCUCUGCACAGAGUGUCUCAUUCCAACGGCUGGUGAGAGUUCCAUGUCUAGCAAAUGUCUAGCUGGGCUCUCAGCUGCCUUCACCUCAAGUCUGGUGGUUGGCUGAGCCAGGUGGUUCAUACCCUUAAUUCCUAAAGGUGUGGAGGGGGGAGAGUCUUGACCUGGAUGUGAGGAGCUUCUGAAGAGUCCAUGUGGGGGGGGGGGCUGUUUGGGGAGCACCAGCUACUGUAUCCCGUGGAUUGCAGGGGGUUGGACUAAAUGGCCCUUUCUGUCCCUUCCAACUCUACAGUGCUAUGCUUCUAUGGCCCCAUUUGCAUAUCAACAAGAGUGGUUACCAUUGAUGUGAUGCGUACAUAUCCUGGAGCCAUUGGCUGUUAGAGGCAGGUAGAUCUAGACUAAGGCUACCAGAUUUUUUUCAAAGAAUCCAGAGACACACCCCCUUUUUUUUGAAAAGAGAAAAAAAUUAUUUAAAAAGUUAUUUUUUAUAUAUAAAAAAAGAAGAAGAAGUAAUAUCUUCUCUUCUGUGGUCUCCCCUGUCGCGCGGCCUUCCUCUGGGCCCCAGCCUGAUGUCUUGGAGUGCUGGCCGCCGUGGAGUAGGCUCAGGUCAGGCCUGGGCUCGGCCACAUGUCCUUGCCCUCCCGGUGCUCCCCUAACUCUCCUCCUCAGCGGCAGUGACACGGCAAGGUUGGGGCUCCCCUCUUUUUUCUCCUUCCUCUUUCUCUCUCUUCCUUCUCCUUCUCCUCUACUCCAUCUCCCUGUGUUGGCUCCGGGGUUUUCCUGGCCCCGGAGUGCCGCUGGGCAGUCGGCCGGGUGGGUGGGCACUCUCACUCCCGGCUUGAUUUGGGUCGCGGCGGGGGGGAGUCAGUGGGUCCCCCAGCUGACACGCUGGGGAUCCCCAUUUUCCCCUCAGCAGUGGCGGUGGCAGCGGCAGUUUCAGCAGCCCAGAGCCAGCCUGGUAGCGCAGUUGGCUCUGGCUGGCUUCAGGAGCUGCUCGCUGCUGUGGCAUCUGCCAUUUUGCCGCGCCAGAAGUCCCCAUAUGAUGUGUUUUGUACCGUUGAACCAAUCACGCAACAUUCAUCCCCUACUAAUAAAUCUACAACACUUAAAAUAUAAAUCCGGGGACAUUAAAUGAAAUCCGGGGACGGAUUUUGUCCAGGGGCGGAUUUGUAAAUCUGGGGACUGUCCCCGGGAAACAGGGGCGUCUGGUAACCGUAACCUAGACCAGCAAUAUCCAACUAGUCGACCACGAUCGACAGAUAGAUCACCGAGGUGCUGCCGGUCGAUCACAGGAUUAAAAAAAGUGAUUGCCUGGUUGCUCCUUAGCGAUGGCUAACAACCUAGGCCCAGAGUACCUCAGGAACCCUCUGAAUCUUCAUAUCCCAGCUUUGAAAUGUUGUACAGUGGUACCUCAGGUUAAGUACUUAAUUCGUUCCGGAGGUCCGUUCUUAACCUGAAACUGUUCUUAACCUGAAGCACCACUUUAGCUAAUGGGGCCUCCUGCUGCCGCCGCGCCGUUGGAGCACGAUUUCUGUUCUUAUUCUGAAGCAAAGCUCUUAACCUGAAGCACUAUUUCUGGGUCAGCGGAGUUUGUAACCUGAAGCGUAUGUAACCUGAAGCAUAUGUAACCCGAGGUACCACUGUAUUCCCUGCAGCGGACUGUUGGUCAAGGAAUUUUAUGUAAUCCUUUCCCAAAAAAGCUGAACAGCUAUGGUCAACCCCCCACCCCAAAGAAAGCUUAACUACUCUUGCCAACCAUUCCUAAAAAAAGCUCCACAACUCUGGUGUCUGCCCCUAAAAAAAACUCAACAACUAUGGGCAAUGACAAUGGAUAGAUCACUGCCAGUUUUAUUAUACUGGGCAUAGAUCACAGUCGCUAGAGAGUUGGAUGUGCCUGACCUAGACAACCUUCUGGUGUUUUCCAACACCAGGAUCCGAUUUGUAGCUUGAUCAGCUCAUUCAACCGGUUGAAGAAGACUUUCCUAAUUUGGUUGAAGUAUUUCUCAUGAAAGAAGCCUUCGGAGCCUCUCUGAAAAAGAUGACGUAUAUUCUUUCAGGUACUUCCUGCUCUGUGUGAACUACUUCUUUUAUGGAGAGACCGUGACAGAUUAUUUCUUCACUUUGGUCCAGAGGGAGGAGCCCUUGAGGAUCCUUAGCAAAUAUCACCGCUUCAUUUCCUUUGCCCUCUACUUAACAGGUAAGCGGGACUCUGGUCUCACGUUCGGGACUUAAUGGCACUUGAAGUGGGUUCUUCAAGGAUUCCUGGAGCCAGGCGGCAAUAUGGAGACACGGUGUCCUUUUCUCAUUGGGCGCCAUGUUUUGAUAGAAGCACAGUCUAGCCCAAUCGCCCACUUGGUCUGAAGGGGAGGAACACCAGGUUCUCACUUAAUUAAUUUCUCUGUUUCUGCAGGCUUCUGCAUGUUUGUUCUGAGCCUCGUCAAAAAGCACUAUCGACUCCAAUUCUACAUGGUAAGAGAGAUUUUCUCUCUUCAGAGAUAAUAGCUUGUGAAGGGAGAGAGAGAGACAGAGAGAGAGAGAGAUGAAAAGGAGCAGGCUGUUCUUAUCUUGCCUUUGACUGGCCUUCCCCAACCAGAUGCCCUCCAGAUGUUUUGACUACACGUCCCAUCAGCCCUUACCAGCGUGGCCAUUGGAGGGUACCAGCUUGAAGAAAGCUUUUUUCUUUUUUUCUGCAUUCCUUAAAACACUUUACGUAUUUCCUAUGUGUGUGAACAACGGAUUGAAGAACAGGGAGGCCCACAACUCCUGCCAGUCUUAAAAGUUUAUUUUGCAAUAGCCUAAAUCAUCUUAAGAGGGAUGCGGGUGGCGCUGUGGGUUAAACCACAGAGCCUAGGACUUGCCGAUCAGAAGGUUGGCGGUUCCAAUCCCCGCGACGGGUUGAGCUCCCGUUGCUUGGUCCCUGCUCCUGCCAACCUAGCAGUUCGAAAGCACGUCAAAGUGCAAGUAGAUAAAUAGGUAUCGCUCUGGCGGGAAGGGAAACAGCGUUUCUGUGCGCUGCUCUGCUUCGCCAGAAGCGGCUUCGUCAUGCUGGCCACAUGACCCGGAAGCUGUAAGCCGGCUCCCUCGACCAAUAAAGCGAGAUGAGCGCUGCAACCCCAGGGGUCCCUUUACCUUUAAAUCUUCUUAAACACCUGAAAAUGUAUGCUAAUACACAAAUGGAUUAAGCAUGAAUUAAUUAAACAUGAGUUUCCAGGUAAACUCAGGCUUGAAGAUGACCACCCCAGUGCCCAAAUUAUGAAUGCAGUCCAUGCCUUGGUAAUUUCGGGGCUGGAUUACUGCAACGUGCUCUUCGAGGGGCUUCCCUUGGGUCUUGUUUGAAAGCUCCAGGCGAUGCAGAAUGCAGUGGCUAGGCUGCUGAUCACAGCUUCUGGCCAAUAACAUGCGAGACCCUGGUUGAAGCAUCUGCACUGGCUGCCCAUCUACUACUGAGCCAGGUUCACAGUCCUUGUAUUAAUCUACAAAGCCCAUAACAACUUAGGCUCAGAGUCCCUUAGGAACCUUCUGAACCCUCAUAUCCCAGCUUGAUCACCAAGAUCAUCGCUGGUCAUUCCCCGAAUUGGUGAGGCUCAUUUGACAACAGCAAGGAACUGAGCCUUUAGUGUCACCGGCCUAGUCCUGUGGAACUCUCUGCCACUAUAGAUAUAGCAGGCGCCUCCUGUGCCAACUUUUGAACGCCCGCAGAAAAGUUUUCUAUUCUGCGAGGCCUUUGUAGGCAAUUAAGAAUAAAUCAUUCUGCAGUGGGUUUAUUGGUGUCUGUUUUAAAUUUUUUAAUGAUUUUUAUUAAACAGUUUUGUGUUUUUUAUUGCCGUACAGUGGUACAUCGGUUUAAGAACAGUCCGGUUUGAGAACGAUUUGAUUUACAAAUGCCGCAAAACCGGAAAUGGUGUCUUGGUUUGAGAACUUUACCUCAGUCUAAGAACGGAAUCCGAACGGUGGAAGGGCACUGGUGGCGGGAGGCCUCAUUAGGGAAAGUGCGCCUCGGUUUAAGAACGGGUUUGGUUUAAGAACGGGCUUCUGGAACGGAUUAAGUUCAUAAACUGAGGUACCACUGUAAACUAUGUUGAUUUUUUUUUUAAUGCCACAGAGGCACACACAUGUUUUUAUAACUAGAUUAAUAAUACACAAUGUAGAAGGCUGUGAAGGGGCAGCUAACGUUCCCACUUCUGUAAGCUAUUACUGUAGCUUUGGCCAGGCCAGCCCUUCAGCACCACCAGUUGCCGACCCCCAAGCACAACCAAAGGCUCAGGCCAUGGCUGUGAGCAGCUAAAGGGGAGACCCUCCCUGGGCCUCUGCUGGAGAGGAAGGGGCUACGGAGUGCUUUGCCCGUGUCUCAGGUUGCGUGGGAGGAUUCAGUGGGCAGAGCCAACGUUGCUCUGGCGGUGGCCCCCCAGAUGUUGCUGGACUCCAGCUCCCAUCAUCCCUGAUCACUUGCCAUGCUGGCUGGGGAUGAUGGGGGGGCGGUCCAGCAAGAACUCUGGACCUCGCCUUUGCUCAGUUCAAAAUGAGGCCUCUCUCAGCAGCUGAAUUGCUGAUCAGAACCCUGAGGAUGCAGAAAUAUCUGGAUCUGGUCUGCAUGGGAGAACGAAUGGUGGGUGGACCUUUGGUUUUUUGUUUUGUUUGCAAGAAAGGCAUGGACAGGUGGCCUUCUGGGAGGCGAUGAGCAGUUUUGGAUGGGGCUCCCUCGAUUCCAGAGUCAAGCAGCCGUGUGUGUGUGUGUGUGGUCUUUUUGCUAACGCUGUGCCUAUCAUUGUGGAACGUGGGGUGGCAAAUUCCCUGAUGUUCUCUCUCUCUCUCUAAUCAGCAUUUUGGUGUGUGUUUUUGAGAAACGUUGUUUUUUUGCCCCCUGCAAACUGGAUUGCAUGCUGUUCUUUCUUUCCAGUUUGGCUGGACCCAUGUGACUUUGCUAAUAGUUGUUACCCAGUCCCACCUCAUCAUUCACAACCUGUUUGAAGGAAUGAUCUGGUGAGUUGGUGCUGCUUACUGACUUUCUGCUGUGUAGCGCAGGCCGCCGGGCUGCCUUGAAGGACAAAGAACAUAGCAUGGGGACAGACCUCUUGCAUGGGGCGUCACUAGUAGGAGCAGGAAUCAAUGGGCCGCUGGCUCUUGCCUUGGGGCAACUGUUUGGGUUGGCAUGAUGAGAUCGGGAGGGGGGGGGAGUUUUCCUGGCAUUAACCAGGCAAAAAGGAGGAAUCCCAGUCUGCUUUGCUGUGCAUGCACGUGCUCUCUCUAAAUAUGAGGCAGCCACUCAGUGGGCCUUGCAGAGGAACUGCUCUCUGCUCAGCAAAAAAGCAGGUAUGCUUCGGGUAUUUUCCUGCAUGAAGCUUAAAGUCCAGCUCUUGCUUCAAUCUGAUUUGUAAGGCCAGCAUAAGACCGGUUCUGAAUUAGUAGCGCACGAGAGGCCCAGAGGCGACUUAAGCUUCUUGUCUGAAAAUGCCCUUGCAACCUGAAUUGUAUGGUCUCCAUCAUUUCUGUCCUCAGGCUGCACACCUGCUCUUUUAGGGGAGUUCAACCCCAUCCAGGACAGGGACACGGGUGGCGCUGUGGGUUAAACCACAGAGCCUAGGGCUUGCCAAUCAGAAGGUUGGCUGUUCGAAUCCCUGCGACGGGGCGAGUUCCCGUUGCUCGGUCCCUGCUCUUGCCCACCUAGCAGUUUGAAAGCACAUCAAAGUUAAAGUAGAUAAAUAGGCACCGCUCCGGCGGGAAGGUAAACGGUGUUUCGGUGCGCUGCUCUGGUUCGCCAGAAGCGGCUUAGUCAUGCUGGCCACAUGACCCGGAAGCUGUACGCCGGCUCCCUCGGCCAAUAAAGCGAGAUGAGCACCGCAGCCCCAGAGUUGGUCAUGACUGGACCUAAUGGUCAGGGGUCCCUUUACCUUUAACCCCAUCCAGGACAGGCUGCCUACUCCAUUCCCUAACAAAUUGCAAGCUGGGUGGCCUAAAUGAAGCCAGCAGCAGUUAAAAAAACUGCAAGAUCCUCUUGGGGCCCACGGUCUACUACUCCAACUCAUUCCAACUAGGAGAGGCCCAAAUGGCAAUGAGUUCCGUCACCUAAUGUGAGACCUGGUCCAUGUGUCCCAUCUUCUCCAGAUUAUCUUCUGGGAUAAUUCAGUGUAGCAGGAAUCCCCACCCCAAAUAAAUCCAUUGGCUAACCUCUCCUAACGGCUGUCUCAGAGUGAAACACUCGCAGUUGGAGGGAGAUCACUCUCAUUUUGCCAGGUGCCAGAACAAUUAAUAACCAUUCAAGCCAUGCCAGUAUGAAAGGAUAACACAUCCAGGUUCCCACAACCAGUGUCUUUCCAGCUGGCUCUCACUUUUGCAUAAAUUGUAAUUUCAUUUGUCCAGAGGAUAAGGGUGGUUUUUGGCACUUAGCAAGUAACAUGGACGCGGGUGGCGCUGUGGGUAAAACCUCAGUGCCUAGGACUUGCCAAUCGUAUGGUCGGCGGUUCGAAUCCCCGCGGCGGGGUCAGCUCCCGUCGUUUGGUCCCAGCUCCUGCCCACCUAGCAGUUCGAAGGCACGUCAAAGUGCAAGUAGAUAAAUAGGGACCGCUUUAUAGCGGGAAGGUAAACGGCGUUUCCGUGUGCGGCGCUGGUGCUGGCUCGCCAGUGCAGCUUCGUCACGCUGGCCACAUGACCCGGAAGUGUCUUCGGACGGCGCCGGCUCACGGCCUCUAGAGCGAGAUGAGCACGCAACCCUAGAGUCGGACACGACUGGCCCGUACGGGCAGGGGUACCUUUACCUUUUUAAGUAACAUGGCUGUCAAAAUACAUUUAGCGUAGCUUGUCAGUCAGCAUAGCAAAUGCAGCCACUGGCAGGAUUAUCUGUUUUUAUUUAUUUUUUUGCAGAUCAAACCAAUAUUCACACCCUUUAAGUGAAAACAUAGCAACUAAAGGCCAAACUGGGCAUGAUAUUCAGAAAUGCCAACCUUAAAAAAAUGCAUCAACAAGGGGGUUGGGAAGGCAAGCUAAUGUUGGGAUUGCAGCAAACAUGGAGAGAGAAUUUAACAAUAUCCUCCCUGCAGUAGUCCUGGAAAAAAACCCUUCCCCAAAAACUAGUAUUUGCAGGGGUUGGGGAGAAUCCCUCUGGACACUAGCAGGAAAUUUCCUUUCAGGGCAAAUUGAAGCUUCCAGCUGUAGCUUUUAGCAUCAUGUAUAGUUAGUCCCUGAAUGAUAAUGAUAACUAUCCAAGUACUUCUUGGAACCAUUAUGUAAAUUUUAUCACAGAAUGCAGAGACAGGUUUAGCACAGAAAAGCAAAAUCUAGCUUUGGCAGCUAAUAUCUUUGAAAAUAACCGAGGGGAGGGGUAUGAAAAUCCAUGCACUUGAAAGAUACUUGUGGUUUCUGAAAGCUGAAAGAUCUGCUUACCAGCAUAUAAAUUCUCAUUUAAACUGAGGUUCGAGAGAAGCUCUGGGCCCUUAACUUGCGUCAGGAGUUCUUUCUAUAAAAUGAAGUUAUGAAAGCACUAUUAGGAGUGGGAGUUUGCUGAUUGAAAUGGCGUCUGCUGGUUCAAAUGAAUGCAUUCAUCCACCCAUCAGGGGACGGGCUUCCAGAGUGCUAUUUCUAAAUUAGCAGUUAGAACUCCCUGCUGGCAAGGAGAUCUCUAGAUCUGAGCCACAGCUGUGGGCUGCUGCCCCUUGCUGUCAUCAAGUGUGUUUCUCUCCAAUCCAGACGGGUCCUUUGAGUGGCUUAUCUAGGUCUGUUUUCCUUCCCCGCUAUCUAGGUUUAUCGUCCCAAUUUCCUGCGUCAUCUGCAACGACAUCAUGGCCUACAUGUUCGGCUUCUUCUUUGGACGCACUCCGCUGAUUAAGGUUGGUUCUGGUCCCGAGAUGGAUGAACAACUCAUAGGAAAAGCUGUUUUCGGCAUUGGGUUUGAAUGCCCGCCAGGGCAUCCAGCCUGAUUGUGCUGUGUGAGUGUGUGGAGUGUGUUUGGCAGGUGCACUUCAGCACAGGAAUGUAGAGAGCUGUGUUAUACUGCAUCAGACCAUUGGUCCAUCUAGUUCAGUAUUGUCUGCACUGGCUGGCAGCAGCUGUCCAGGCUUUCAGGCAUGAGACUCUCCCAGCCCUACCUGGGUAUGCUGGGGAUGGAGCCUGGGUCCUUCUGUCUGCAAGGCAGAUGUGCAACUGACCUAUGGCCCUUCCCCAACACUAUUAAUAAAAUAACACUGGGCAACAAUUUUUUACUUUUUGAAUGUUGUCUAGAUUUCUACAACUGAUUUAGGGUAUUUUUGCACUGCUGAAUCAGGAAAUGGCAUCCGUUUCUCUCCAUCAGGUCAGGUUUUCUGUAAACUGAAUGGUGGGCAUUGACAAAGGUAAGUACACGUUAAUUGCAUGUUGCUUCACCAUUUUUCAAACUUCAGGGCUUGAACUUCCGUUUCUUGGAACUCCUGGAAUGCUCAGCAGCACGGAGGUCUCUCUUCAGAGUCCAGCAGUAGUCAGCCAUCAUGACUGCGUCCCAGCGACCCUGAUACCUGGUCUCCAUCUCUUUCACGUCCUGAUGGAAUCUCUCCCCCUGCUCGUCACUCAUUGAACCCAGGUUCUCAGGAAACCGGUCCUUAUGUGAAAAUAGGUAGUGCAUCUUGACGCUCAUGUUGCAGCCCAGGUUUCUGAAAGCAGUCAGCAUGUUGUUGACAAGUUCUGCGUAGUUUCUGACCUUAUUGUUGCCAAGAAAGUUCUUCACUACCAGAACAAAUGCCUUCCACGCUUCCAGUUCCACUUCAAUCAUUGAGUUUCCGAACUCUGGAUCUCUGAUGAGCUGACGGAUCUGAGGACCGUCAAAGAUGCCAGCUUUCAACUUCUCCAUGGUCAAUCCUGGAAAAGCCUGGCACAAGUAAGUGAAGCAGUCACCAUCCUUGUCCAGAGCCUUGGUGAACUGCUUGAUUAAGCCGAGCUUGAUGUGCAGCGGUGGGAAGAGUAUUCUGUCUCUGUCCACGAGAGGGUCGUUGAUGACGUUCCUUUCUUUGCAAGGCACCAAUUCCUCCUGCACAGGCCAGUCCUUCUUCGUGUAAUGCUGAGCAUGGUCCCUACUAUCCCACAUGCACAGAAAACAUGGGUACUUGGUGAAGCCAGACUGUUGUCCCAACAAAAAGUUCACCAUCUUCAGGUUAACACAAAUAAACCACUUAUGCUGAUCAUAAACAAUUUUCUCCAGCACAUACUUCACCACUUCAUAGUUCUUCUUCAGUGUACUCGAGUGAGCCAGGGGUAUAGAGGCAAACUGGUUGCUGUUGUGUAGCAGAACACAUUUCAGUGAUCGCUUGCUGCUGUCAAUGAACAGUCUCCAAUCUUUGGGUUCGUACUGUGGCACUCCAAGCUUGAGCAGAAGCUGUGCAAUAUCUGCACAGUACACCAAGUCCUUCUCUUCCGAGAAAAAACGGAGGUACUCUUGAUGCCUGUUGCGCAAGAAGCUGAUGCGAGCACGGUCAGAGAGGAGGUUUUUUUCCUUCAAUCUGGAUGCCAACAGUUCGGCAGAGUCCUUUGACAAGCUGAGGUCGCGAACUAGAUCAUUCAACUCCUUUUGGGAAAAUGGAUGUGGAGCAUCAUCUUUAAGAACCACUUCUUCUUCUUCAUGUCCUUCAACACUGGAGGCAUCUUCGUCACUAAUGUCAGGAAGUUCUCCGAAGAUAGGCACUGGAAUUUCAUCACAAUGAGCUACAGGACGACGUGCUGAUUGAAGAUCAGGAUACUUCGUGGGGCGGCUGCCCCAUUAACUUAGUUUUGAUCCCCCAACUUUAUGCUUUGCCACACCAAUUUAUGGAAGAUUUCGAGGUUUUAUGACUUCAAACUGAUCCCUUUUCGACAUAAUCACCCAGAACUAUCGGACCUGAAUACUUCUUGUCAUUAAAAUAAUCAUUUCCAAUCAAAACAAUUAUUUGACAAGGCAUUUUACCUCCACCAACUUCUUCUAAAAUGCUCCACACAAGCGUACAUGUGAACAAAAACGUAAAAAAAAGACAUGUGGCCAUAGCUCAAAAACUUGACCUGAUUGAGCAAAACCAAUGUGAUUUUUGGAUUCAGCGCAUCAGAUUCAUCCUAAAUCAGCUGAAAAAACGCAGACAACAAAUUUGUUGUUGACCAGUGUAAUUUAUUAUUUAUACCCCACCCACCUGGCUGGGCGGCUUCCAACAAAAUAUUAAAAUACAGUAAUGCAUCAAACAUUAAAAGCUUCCCUAAACAGGACUGCCUUCAGAUGUCUUCUAAAAGUCUGGUAGUUGUUGUUCUCUUUGACAUCUGAUGGGAGGGCCUUCCACAGGGCGGGUGCCACUACCGAGAAGGCCCUCUGCCUGGUUCCCUGUAACUUGGCUUCUUGCAGUGAGGGAACUGCCAGAAGGCCCUCGGCGCUGGACCUCAGUGUCCGGGCUGAACGAUGGGGGUGGAGAUGCUCCUUCAGAUAUACAGAACCGAGGCCGUUUAGGGCUUUAAAGGUCAGCACCAACACUUUGAAUUGUGCUCGGAAACAAAACUUAGUUUUGGGACUUCUGUCCCAUCCGAUGUGUUCAUGGAGACUCUGGUGGCUUCUGCAGCUCCUACCUUUUAACGUUCCUUACCUGUUCCUGUAUCUGCAGCUCUCCCCAAAGAAGACCUGGGAAGGCUUUAUUGGAGGGUUUUUUGCCACCGUGGUGUUCGGCCUGCUAGUAAGUUGCUUCUUUCCCUAUUAAGUUAAGAACAAAAGUCGUGUUGGGCCUCGGAGCAAGAGGCAGUGUUACCCAUAAAGCAGCCUGAUGGAGAUGGAUGGUGGAAGUCUGAGGCCUGUUGAGGGCAAUGGGCCUGCCCUACAGAGCACCGUCAUCCCACCAGGAAGUUCUCUGAAUGGUAGCCUGCGUUUGCGAAUUUGCAGUCAUCACCUGAGGCCCUUCUCCGUGUGCUCCCGGAGGGUGGCAAUACGAGAACGGGCCUUUAUAGUGGUGGCUCCCCAUUUCUGGAAUGCUCUCCCCAUGGGGGGGGGGGCUACUGGCGCCAGGCAAAAACCUUCCUCUUCGACCUGGCCUUUGCCUUUUAACUAUCUAUUGCCUUUUUCCCUGGGUGGGAUGUUUUAAUGUAGGUGGUGCUUGUUUUGCUUCAGAUAUUGUUAAGUCACUUGGAGUUGCUGUGGCAAAAAAAAAAAGAGCGACAAUUUUAAUAAUAAUAAUUCACUUCAGGAAUCCAGAACUGAAACAUCAAGUAGCUAUCCAAUAGAACAAUAUUUGGGCUCAGAGCCUGAAAGAAAUGUAGGCAAAGCAUGAGAAUAAUUCACACAUUUCAGUCAUGUCUGGUUCCCAAGGUUCCUAGCCAGGGGUCAGCAAACUUUUUCAGCAGGGGGCCGGUCCACAGUCCCUCAUACCUUGUGGGGGGCCGGACUAUAUUUUGAAGGGAAAAAAAGAUGAACGAAUUCCUAUGCCCCACAAAUAACCCAGAGAUGCAUUUUAAAUAAAAGGACACAUUCUACUCAUGUAAAAACACACUGAUUCCUGGACCGUCUGCAGGCCGGAUUUAGAAAGUGACUGGGCUGGAUCCGGCCCCCGGGCCUUAGUUUGCCUACCCAUGCUCCUAGCCAUCCAGCUGGUCCACUUAAAAUAAAUAUCUGAAGGGCUGCCACAUGGAAGACUGAGCAAGCUUGUUUUCUGCUGCUCCAGAGUGUAGGUCCUGAACGAGUGGAUUCAAAUGAGAAGAAAGGAGAUUUCAAAUAACCUUUAAGAAUACAGUGGUACCUCGGGUUACAGACGCUUCAGGUUACAGAUGCUUCAGGUUACAGACUCUGCUAACCCAGAAAUAGUACCUCGGGUUAAGAACUUUGUUUCAGGAUGAGAACAGAAAUCGUGCAGUGGCAGCGGGAGGCCCCAUUAGCUAAAAUGGUACCUCAGGUUAAGAACAGUUUCAGGUUAAGAACGGACCUCCAGAACGAAUUAAGUACUUAACCCGAGGUACCACUGUAUUCUGCUUGGAAGAGUGAUUUGACAGUGGAACAGACUUCAUUGGUUGCUGGUGGACUCUCCUUCACUGGAAGUUUUCAGAGGUCGGAUGGCCAUGUUUAGUGAAACUGGGAACCGACUUGUCUGUUCUGACUGUCGGACCCAUCUUCUUCAGGAAAUGCAAUGGCGCCCAGCACGCUUUCACUGCCCGGUGCAGAGAGUUUCUUCGGCAGCAGUGUGCCUGUGUGUUAGGAUUUAGCAUCACGGCAGUAAAACUCUUACACAUCUUCUGUUCUACGAAGCUUUAAUGUACAGCAGCAAAACAGUAAGUCAGCCAGGAGAGAGCGAUGACACGUUGCCUCUCCUUUGCAGCCAAAACAGAAAGUAAAAGUAAGUUCACCUUCGUACGUGAUGUCAUUUCCCUUGAGCUAUUAACCCUGUAAGCUCUGGGACACCUCACAGGCCACCGGUCAGGGAUUCUCUAGUUCUCAUUCCUGCUUGCAGGGGCUUGGACUAGAUGGCCCUUCCAACUCUGCUGUGAUUCAUAUCAGAGUUCCUUGGCAGUGAUUCACCUUUUGCCUCUUCCGUUUCCCCCAACCCAGCUGUCGUAUGUGAUGUCUGGAUACAGAUGCUUUGUGUGCCCCGUGGAGUUUAACAACGACACCAACAGCUUCACCGUGGACUGUGAUCCCCCUGAACUCUUCCAGCUGCAAGAAUACAACAUCCCCUUGGUGCUUCAGUCUGUCGUCGGCUGGGUAGGUAUCCAGGUUGGAGCGUUCAGGUUUGGAAAACUUCUGAGAACAUAAGGAGAGCUUGCUGGAUCAGGCCAAAGGCCCAGCCUGUCCAGCAUCUUGUUCUCAUGGUGGCCAACCAGAUACCUAUAAGCCAGGACCCCCGAGCACAAGGGAACUCCCCCCUCCUGCGUUUUCCACAACUGGUAUUCAGAAACUUUGCUGGUUCCAGCAGCCUAGCCUAGUAGUCAUUGAUAGCCGUAUCGUCCAUGAAUCUUUUAUGAAUCUCUUUUAAAGCCAUCUAGGUUAGUAGCCAUCACUUCCACUUGUGGGAGAGAGUUCCAUAGUUGAUAUCUAUGUGCUGGUGCAUGAUUUCUUUUACUAUUAUCAUUAGAUCAUUUAUAUCCCACCUUUUUCUCCAGGGAGCUCAAGGUGGUUCUCCCUCUCCUAAUUAAAUUCCGCACAACAACCCUCUUGUGGGAAUGUUCAGGGAUGCAGGAGAGGAUAUAUUGUUUGAUUAUAUCCUUUUCCAACUUGUGUUAACAAGUUCCACAAUUUAGCAGAGUAACACUCAGCUUUUUUAAACUUGGAGCGGAUGCGUUUGCUCAGGCUCGCUAAAGCCUCUAUAAUAACUGUUCUGGUAUUUUCCCCUUAUUCCCUCAUAAAAGAUAUGACACGACACAGUCUUCUAUAAAAGUAUAAAUAGAGUUUACUCACAUUCUGUUCACAAUCAGAUCCCAGGAGGCAGACUUAGCUUAGAAAAGUAACAUACAGCUGGAAACUAUCUCAUAAGGAGACAGUCCCUUUGUCCUCUCUUGGCUGAAGCCAAGAGAGCAUCUUUGGUUAAGCAGAUGUUGCUUCUUCAAUGCAUGUAGUCAAAAAGAGAGAGAUGGCUCCCCUGCCUUGUGCUUUUGUUGUUACCUGCACAGGUGAGGCCACGCCCACCUCUAGUCACAUGCAGAGGAAGUCUGUCCCAGCCCAGAAGGAAACAGGAAGUUUGCCUGCUGGCUGGACAAACAUUCCGCCCCAUGUGUAAACAUGUUCACUCUAGGAAUGUUGUACUUGACUGCUCUUGAGUUUCACAUCCCACACCUCUGAGGUAGGAUAGGCUGAGAGGCAAUGACGGACCCCUGAGCUUUAUGGCCAAGUGAGGAUUUGAACCCUGGUCUACAAGGUCCUAGUUCAACAACCUAACCAUUGUGCCGCACUGUUUUACUAAAGCGGGUGUGUGCGAUGAUUGACGGCUCCCAGCUUAUACGUUCAGCAGAAUCAAGCACAACUUUCCCUGGACUGUACCAGGGCAAGUGAGGGAGGGUCUGAAUCUACCCUACAAAAGCAAGCUCCUUCGUUGAGAAAAUGAGGACGUAUGAGAGAAAUGUUCUGCCUCUGCGUUUUGCUACAUGUGGACAUUUUGGGAAGGGGAUGUGUGCGGGGGAGAAGGAUUUGUGGGGAGCACACAUAUAUAGAUAUAGUGCUUCCUCCCCCUACAUAAUUGCGGUCCAAAAAUGGUGCAGUCCAGAAAAAAAGAACAAUUCUGCUGAACUUGUGGACACCCAAGAAAGCUGAAUGUCGGGUGAUUCAGGACAGAUGAAGGAAAAUGUUUCUGCACGCAUUGUUAAACUAGGGAACUCCCUUCCGCAGGAGACACUGACGCCAACGAACUUGGGUAGCUUUCAAAGAGGACUGGGCAAAUUCAUUUAGGAGAGAGCUCUGCUCAUGCUUCUGAAUUCCUGUUGCUGGAUAUCGCAGGAGGGAAAGAGUGUUGUUGUGCUUGAAUCCUGCAUGCAGGGUAACUGGCUGAUGAGAACAGGAUGCUGGACUAGAUAGGUUAUCCUUACGUUCUUACACUGGUUUGACAUCAUCUGAUAGGAAGUGGCUACAGAGGGUGGUGAAUACAGCAUAAGAUAUUAUGGGCUGUCCCGUGAAUCCGCUGGAUGAAAUAGCGGAAGAACGUUGCCUCAGGAGAGUGAGGAAAAUUCUCAGAGAUGAUUCACACCCUGGCCGGCACUUUCUUGAUCUCCUGCCCUCAGGCAGAAGAUAUAGAAGCAUGAUUAGUUGCACCAACAGGGUAAAGAACAGCUUCUAUCCAUGGGCUGUUAGGCUGCUGAAUGAAAAGAUAACAACAGGGCAACUGACUUUUGGGUUUGGUGGGUGUGCGUCAGUAAACAAGGGGAAAUUAAGGCUAAGAGAGCUGAGUGGGGUUGCUUGUGUAAUCUCACUGUAUACAAGUUGUACAAGUGACAAUAAAGUAUUUCCAUUUCAAUUUAAAGUCAGUCGUAAGACUGCGAGUAUAAUAGGCAGGAUUUGCAGAGCUGUUUUCCAGCUCACCUACCCGCCGGUGUGAGGUUCUGGCAUGGCAGAGCUUCUUCAACUGACAAUGACCCCCCAUCCCCUUCUCCUUUAUCCAGAAAACAGUUCGGAUGUACCCCUUCCAGAUCCACAGCAUUGCACUCUCGACUUUCGCCUCCCUCAUCGGUCCCUUCGGAGGGUUUUUUGCCAGCGGAUUUAAAAGAGCUUUCAAGAUCAAGGUAUGGCACAGCUGGAAAGGGAGGUGGCCUUGAAAGUGCAUGGUCAGGAUGGCAGGUCUAUCAAACCCACUUCAGUUCUAAUAAAACGUUCCCUGGAAUAUAUUUGUUAUCACUAUAUUUCUCUGUAUCCUGCCUUUUCCCCCAGACUCAAGGCAGCUUACACAGAUUAAAACAACACAGAUAAAGUACAAAAAAGCUAAAAACAUGUAAAAUAUUAUUUUUAAAGUAAUUAAAACUCUAAUGGAAUAGUUAUCUAGAUAUUAUAUUAUGCCCCACUUUUAUUAUCUACACAUCAAAAUGUCUUGCAGUGAUAAAAUGUACAGUUUACAAAACUUAAAACUGUUUUUACUGUAUAUGUAAAUUUACAGGGGUUUUUUCUAUAAAACAAUUAAAUGUUUAUAUAAAAUAUAGGAGCUCGAUUUCAAAAACAGAAAUCCUUCUCCUGAAAGUCUGGGUUAGUAAACAAGAAGUGAAACAAUUUAGAUUCCAUAACUUCCAGUGGGGUGUGAACAGACUCAGGACUCUUUGUUUGGUAGGGGCUGAUGGGGUUGGAAAUUAGUGAUGAUCUUUUCCUCCUCCCUGUUUCCUGGUGUCAAGAGGGCAGGUGGGUUUGGAUCAGGAAUCCCCUCCACCUGCCAGGGCAUACACACACUCUACUUUUCUCCCUCAAUUGCGCAGGACUUUGCCAACACCAUCCCAGGGCACGGAGGCAUCAUGGAUCGGUUCGACUGCCAGUACUUGAUGGCCACCUUUGUGAACGUAUACAUUGCAAGCUUUAUCAGGUGAGAUGAUGGUUUGGUUUGGUUUGGUUUGGUUUGGUUUGGUUUGGUUUGGUUUGUUUGCGGGUCGCACCAUCAAUCCUUGGGUUCUCUUUUUCUCAAAGUACAGUGGUACCUCGGGUUAAGUACUUAUUUUGUUCUGGAGGUCCGUUCUUAACCUGAAACUGUUCUUAACCUGAAGCACCACUUUAGCUAAUGGGACCUCCCGCUGCCACGUGAUUUCUGUUCCCAUCCUGAAGCAAAGUUCUUAACCCGAGGUACUAUUUCUGGGUCAGCAGAGUCUGUAACCUGAAGCGUAUGUAACCUGAAGCGUAUGUAACCCGAGGUACCACUGUAUAUGUUUAUUGGCUUUUGAAAAUGCAGCUGUAAAAAGGCAAAGAGAUGUACAGCUCAUUAAAAAUAGAACAAAGAACCACAACUGUGACUGAACGGAGUACAGAGGUUUUUUACAACAUCAUCGAUAUUAAGAAAUAAACAUGGAGUGAUGGGUCAGAGUGAAAUCAGAACAGAAGCCAUUAGUAAGAGAAUUAAUGGGUUGGGGAAGGGAGCAGUCAGAAACAGGUCUAGGCUAGGCAAAAGAAAUAUCCAUCAAGAGAAAGGCAAAUAUCCCUCCAGAGCUAUGCGUGAGUCAUUGGAGGUUUGUAUAAUACGCUCUUAUUGCUUAUAAAAGUUACAAAUGACUAUCUUGAAUGGGUCUGGUUCAGCCAAACCUCAGUUGACUCUGGGACGGUGAAUCAAAUAUUCUGACGGUGCAAUUUUCCCACACCAUCUCUCAUAAUCCUUGUGUUCUCAGUUCAGAGGAUAGGAGGGUGGAGAGAAUGUGAGGCUGGGAUCAAAGGGAUUCCUCGCUCAGUGGAGAGUCUGACGGUGGAAUUGAAAGGAAGACUCACCUUAGCCAUUAAUCCCAGUAGCAACAUAAAACAAGGCAUGGGUCUACAGCAGGGUUUUCCAAUCCUGGGUAUCCAGCUGCUUUUGGACUACAACUCCCAUCAUCCCUAGCCAGCAGUACCAGUGUCAGGGAUGGUGGGAACUGUAGUCCAGCUGGCAACCCAAGUUUGGGAAACCCUGGUCUGUGGGAAGCCUCCCCUUCCAAACGUUCCCAGCCUGGUGAGGUAACAUGAUUGCCUUAUUCUUCUUCACUAGAGAGCCAGUGUGGUGUAGUGGUUAAGAGCAGUAGUCUCGUAAUCUGGUGAACCGGGUUCGCGUCUCCGCUCCUCCACAUGCAGCUGCUGGGUGACCUUGGGCUAGUCACACUUCUCUGAAGUCUCUCAGCCCCACUCACCUCACAGAGUGUUUGUUGUGGGGGAGGAAGGGAAAGGAGAAUGUUAGCCGCUUUGAGACUCCUUCGGGUAGUGAUAAAGCGGGAUAUCAAAUCCAAACUCUUCUCUUCUUCUCACUCCAGGGGUCCUAAUCCGAGCAAGCUGAUCCAGCAGCUGCUAACUCUGCGACCAGAUCAGCAGCUGAACAUCUUCAACACGCUAAAGGCCCACCUGGUGGACAAGGGCAUGCUGGCUGGCUCUGAGGAUGCGUAG